Messenger RNA from Porites lobata, 59289 nucleotides. The record is from the annotation of a GenBank genome assembly. NCBI's taxonomy places the organism in Eukaryota, Metazoa, Cnidaria, Anthozoa, Scleractinia, Poritidae.
CAAAAGAUGCAUCCUUGCCCAGGAAAAGAGUUGCUGGACCUCAUGCUAGGAGUAAAUCUGAAGGGGAAAAACCCAGGUAUGUUUUUUGUCUUUAAACAUACAUUUCAGGAUGUCAUGGACUGCCCUAACAACAACAAAUCUUCAUUCGUCCUCUCUCAUACCUUGUCAGAAAUUUUAUUACAACAGUGGAAAUAUUGAAAAUGAAACUAAAGUCCUGGCUGCCUGGAAUAAAUGCAGGGGCUAACAGAGCCAGGCAGCCAGUUGACAUCAGCAUAAAACAGAAGUAUAGAACUGUACAAUUCUUAUAGACACCCCUUUACGGUGGACAAUAGUAAUUUUUAAGCCAGUUUUAAAGGUAUCAGAAUCCACACAUAUUUCUAGCUCUCCUUCAUUAGAACAUCCCCUCUAGAAGUAAUCAGAGAUUUUGCACGAAAAUGAGGUAAAUUGGUUUAACAGAGGAGAGGACAAAAUAUCCGCCAGUCUUGAUUUAUUCCGCAUGGUGUGCACAGUCCACCUCAAGUAUAUGGUAUCAAGUAUAUGGUAUGGAAUAGUAAUGAGUUCCAGAGGAAAAUACAAUUUGAACCGAGGAUAAAAUAAUAUCAUUAUAAUAUUGUACCACAACUUAAACACUUGAGUUUUACCCCUUUGGUGUCUGGCAGGUACGAAAUGCAGUUCACAGGUCACAACCGCAGGUUUAAAAUAGAGUACAUGUACAAGUCACUGUGCUACAGUCAAAUAUAUACAACUCUAACAGUCUCUCCUACCCUUAAUCACAAAUCCAAAAAAAGUGUUUGAGCUUAAUGGAAAACUGCUUAUCUCAGUUAUUUAGGUCACUAGUACAGAUCACUUUUCUAUUGAUGUGACCUGUGUUUUGUACAUGCCAUUUGAUGUCUGUAUAAAGGAUGUUCCACUGUAAUACAGUAGGACUUGCAGUGGAUGCUGAUUGUUUCUUUUUUAUGUUGCCUUUAGUCUACCUCCCAGCCGAGCCAUGACACCCGCAGAACAGUUAGAUAUCAUAAGAUCCUUUGAGGCGGUGGAAAGCAUGGAUGAUGAGGCAGUCUCCAAACGAGAUCUUGAGGUGGGAAUAUUUGAUUGAUAUCAACAGUUUUCUUUAAGUUUAUCCAUUUGGAAUGGUUAUGUUUUGACUUUUGACAAAACAGUUUUUGUUCAGCUACACAAUGAAACCAUGUUAAUGUGACCAUCUAAUGAGCCUUCAGAAGUCAAGAUGGUCAUAUUAAUCAGGCUUUUACUUAAGAAAAUGCCUGAGUUACAUUUGGGCUGUGCUGAAAUAGUGUGCUUGUACUAAUGGGUGGUUAAGUUCACCUCCUGGUUAGAAGAGUUGAAUGACCGACAGUAUGCCCAGCUGAAGUUUGUGGAAUGCAGGUUCAGGGUCUCUUAAAAAACUGUUAAGAUUUAGAGCAGGUGGAUGCAUUUUUCUCAGCUGCUGUGGUGCAUGCUCUGAGCACUCCAUGUGAUAAGUGUUUGAAGCAUAUUUCAGUUUGUAGUAGUGUUUCUUUGUGGAGUGCAUCCGUUCGUCUUUUCGUUCUGCUUCUUCCUACCCAGCCACUUUCUUUACUACCAUUAACACAAUGAGAUGAGUGCAUGAACGACUUUGUGUGGGGACUCAUGGCUGGGUUAAAUUAGGGGGUUUGUUCAUUGUUGAGGGGCUGGCUGUUCACAGUGGAAGCUAACCCCAUGACAUCACAAGCACCCUCAUCAGCUUUCAAGUUUCCAUUUGGUAUAUAACCUCCUUUAUCAAAAUAUGAUGAUGAUGAUGAUGAUGAUGAUGAUGAUGAUGGCAGGGUGUGUCAUUACAUGAAGCCCCAUUAAUACUCUAAAAUCAUAUGGGCCAACUAAAAUGCAUCUUUAAUUUUCUUCUUGGGUGGGAGCGGGGAGGUAGGAAAACUAAUAUCUUUGAAAAAAUAUUGAUCAAAUACUUAAAAUUAUCAUUCCCUGCAAAUUUUUCUUCCUUUUCAUUGGCUGAGAGCCCACCACAUGACCUGCAAAUAACUGCCUACAAAUAAUGGUCUGCUCAUGCACAAUGUCAUCCAACUUUGUUUAGCUGCGGAUAAUAUUCUGCUCAUGCGUAAAUGAAACCAUGCUUUUCUCCUUCCUGCGAUUGCUCUUGAGUGAAAAUGGCAGAGCACUUCUCUUGCUGAAGAUAUUCAUUAAAAAAACAAACUCGGUGAUCCAGCCUUCAGCUUCAGCCAAUAAUUGAUCGCCACUGACAAAUCGUGAUAUUUUGCUCAACUCUGUUGAAUAAUUGUUAAUUAUUCAUCAGAAGUUAAGUGAGAGAGUUAUAUAUUAUAGAUGUGUGAAUUGAUUUUUGUCUAUGUGUAUUAAUUAUUAUGUUCAGCGCUAUGAAUACUACAUUUCUCGUGGAGUUCCAAACCAUUCUUUGGCAGCCCAAGAUCCAGAAGUAAUGGAAAGAAUACUACAGAAAAGAAUCCCAGAGAAACUGCGGCGAAAUACAGAACUUGAUCCUCUUGUCACUGAACUCAAGCAGGAGGUGGUCAGUGACUAUGACUUCAGUGUCCGCAAAGCAAUUGGUGAGUUGCAUAAACAUAGGUACUUGGUAAACCUAUGACUAAAUUUGGGAAGAAAACUAAAAAUUUUCCUUUGUAGCAAAUUAACUCAACUUUUUUUCAAUAUAAGUCAGUGUUUUGUGAACACUUCUCUAGCAUCAAGAAGCUGUGCAUGUUUAAUGAAACAAUUAGUGAAUAAUAAUUAUUUCACAUUCAAUGGUAGAUUAUGGCCAAUUUUGUAUUAAAGGCGCAUUUUUAUGGCUGCGGGUAAGUAUGUAUCUUAAAGCUUAUUUCCGAUUCAAAGGUUCAAUUAUGCAUGGCUCUAGCUGCUUGCUUAAAUUUAGAAGAUCUUAGUAGGGCUCGGCGGUCAUUCUCAUAAACAGCAAAAUAAUAGUUUCACCCGUCACAGGCAAUGUAUUCCUUACUUGUUACAUUUAACUGGUUGUUAAUAUUCAUCACUUUUUGUAAUUUGUUGGCCACAAAUCUAGUUACCACUUUUUGUAAUUUAUUUGUUAGCUACAAAUCAAGGUACUCAACAAAACUAUAGUGUUACCCCCAGAAACAAAUAAAAUCGUUAUUUGUUUUAACAGAUAAUGACCAUUGUUUCCCCUAAUUUUGCAGUUGAUUACAUACUAAUGGAUCCAUGUGAAAGACAAAGAUUACAUAUCAAAGAAACACCAAAAGCUUUUGCACUGAGGUAUUCGCUUAUUAUUCUAUUAUUUUCUUCUAUCUUCCCUAAAACCUAUAAUUUCACUAUAAAAUAGAUGUGGUGUUCAGGUGAAAUAUUUACCAUAAUAUGCUUUGUAUGAAGGACGUUUUAUAUUGGCUGUCUUUUAACUUCAACAAAGUUCUGGGUUGAGGCCUUAGUUUUUGAAGGCAUACAUUUACCUAUAAAACUAGGAUUUUUUUAAAUACAUUAACACCUCAACUACUCCACAAACGCUCAUGUGGAACGACCUUCCCGAUACCACUUGUGACAUAAUUAAAUUAAAUUAAACUAAUUAUGUCUAUAAAUUUUAUAGUCAUGUAGAACUUUGAUUCCCAACUUGUGCAGGCUGAUAAGAUCUUUUUAACCAUAGGAGCAGUCUUGAAAUUUUUGUUCUUGCUAUGCCUGAUUUUUUAAGGCUGUAAGUUUGCAUCAGGAACAAAAGCUCAAAUAGUGCUGGCCUUGUAAACAACAUUUUUGAUAAUUUUGGAGAUUUUUGGCCAAAGUUACCAGACAGCAGUUCGACUAGCUAGCUGUAAUGUCAUGUGUCGAUAAAAUUUCCAUAUGUUGAAUGAUGAUGUUGUUGAUGAUGAUUUCUGGAAGUUGAUGUUUUGUUUCUUCUUUAGGACUGUGAGAGCACCUGUUCCAUGGCGAAACACAUAUUAUUUAGCAAAAGAGUCCUGCACAAAGAAUCUGUUCAUUACAAAUCCAGUGAUGAUGAAAAUUCAGAACCUUUGGUAUGACAGGUAAGUGGUUUUAUUUUUAAUGUGAAAAAGUUGUGGACAGACUUACAGACAUACUGUGUAUAAGUCACUCAGUCAUGAAACAGAGUGAUGUCAAACAGUCUCAUGGACAGCCGAAGUGAGAUGAUGAUUGCUUCCAGAGUUAAUCAAAUGAUAUUACCAUGGGAUGCAAAUUUUUCUUCCUUUUCACUGGCUGAGAGCCCACCACGUGACCUGCAAUUAACUGCCUGCAAACAAUGGUUUGUUCUUGCGAAAUGUCUUCCAACUGUGUUUGGCUGCAAAUAAUAUUCUGCUCAUGUGUAAAUGAAACCACGCUUUUCUCCUUGUUGCGACCGUUCUUUCGUGAAGUUGGCAAUUUGUUUUGCUUCCCACUGACAAAUCACGAUCUUUUGCUCAACCUGGUCCAAUAAUAAUAAUUGUUAAAUAUUUAAUUGGGGAUUGAUUAUUUGUGAUGGCUAAAACUUAAGAAGGGUGUUUCUGUUUGCAUGUUAACAUUAAUUUCCCCCCUCUCCUUGUACAAGAUAGCUCCAAAGAAGGUUUGGAUUUCAGGUAGCAGGUCAGGGUGCAAAGAAAGUCAGUUUUACAGCCUGCCAUUUGGGCAAGCGGUAGCUAGCAUGUACUAGCCCACAAGUCAUUUCAAUUAGCUCCAAAACCCUUUUUGAUUAGCAGGAUUGAUUACCACCCUUCUGCAAUUUGAAUUUCCCAAAAAAAUUCACUUGCCCGUUGGGCAAGUUAAGAGCAGUAUUCACUAGCCCGAAAGCAAAAUCCACUACCCCUGCACUAUCGGACAUGACUUUCUUUGCACGCUGCAGGUUUUGUGCCUUUAGUUUACUUUUCAGACCAAAAUGAUAAUUUUUAAUCAUUAAUUCUCUGUUGUGUUUCUCAAGAUUCUGUGAUGUAAGGUUUGUUGAUGGUGAAAAGCUGUUAGCCUCUGGCCUCCCUGUUACUCCUGCAGAGUUUGAAUCCCUUGUCAAACAGCAGUGUGCAACAACAAGAGAAUUUCUUAAAAGAACGUAAGUAUACAUGAAGGAGGGCUCAACACUUUUGAGUUUUAUCUUCCUUUAUGAUCAUACUGGAUUUUUCAUGUUAAAUUAAUGCAUUAGUUUAUCUGAAGUUUAAAAGAAGAAAGUUUUCUACAAUAAAAUUCUAAACAUGUCUAAUUGUUUGCCUUCACCAACCUAUACUGCUGAAAUUGUCUCUUUAUAUAGAUUUCUUACAAUGAUAUUUAGUGACACUUAGUAAUCUUGGUGUUUCAAGCAAUGCGAUUGGUUCGCUAUCUCAGAUUGUGAUGUCACUGUGAUGGACUAUUUACCUGAUUGAUUAUUUAUAGAUGGAUUCCAGCAUGUGCAAAAAUCCUUAUUGAUGAGCGCCAGGAAUGGAUGCACUUGGUUCCCAACUCAGAGGGUGAUUCUACCAUCCUUGUACAGCAGUUCUUUGCAUGUCUUGCAGCACUCAUGUCCACUCAGCUUCGCAGCCUUGUUAUCAACUCCCUUGCAGACUUUGUCAGCUUUUUAAGUUUCUACAAGGUAACUACUUCUUAACUUUUAACCUACAAUCCUGGACAAAAGUCCUUGUGACAGUGAUGCAGCAUUUGUGAUACUAUUAUCUGUAAUUUCUGAGUGCCCUCAUAAAUAUUAAUGGUGCAACCUUUUUGAAAAUAUCUGGCAGUUCUUCCCACCCUAUACAAUGCUGAAACUCAGCAAAAGUUUGGGAUACACACUUCCAAUGUUGUUUUUGGUGUGUGGGAAAGGUAAGAGCAUGUGUGGUUUUAAAAAAGCUGCACAAAUGCAAAUUUGUUUCAAGGCUUUUGUCCAUAAUUAUAGCUCGAGACGGUGCAAAGUUGCUAGCUUAUUGUCUUGACUAUAACCUUGAGACUUACUUCUUUUAUUUAGUACCUAGUAACAGACGUUUUUUGUUAUUUAUCUUGAUAAUGACACUGUGAAUAAUUGUUUUCUCUAGAAUGGGAACGAUUUUGGAGAAACUUAUUCUGACUUGGAGUAUGUCAAAACUCAGGUAUGUGAUUAAUAAAGCAGGGUUCAUGGUACAGUAUGGUAGUGGGCAAUAUUCUUAAUUAUAAAUAAUAUUAAUAAUAAUAAUUAUUAUUAUUAUUGUUAUUAUAAUGCUUUAGUGCCAGGAACCAGUAGUGUUAAACAAACUUCUGAGCCAUGUUGUGAAGUUCCAAUCCAUCAUGGAAGGUUUUAAGCUCCAUGCAGUGGUUAUCAGCAUUAGAUUUCUCUUUUUAGGGGUUAAUGCUGAAUCAGUGUGAAAUGUUGCAACAAUUAAUGGCAUGAUAAAAAUGCCCUACCCCAGUCAGUGACAAUGUUUUUGGACUUCAACAAGGUUUCUUGAACUUUGACUCAUUUAUGAACUUCCUUUGUUCGCCAGAUCAUGACAGUUCAGCUGAAGAUUGAUGGUGGCAAGUUGACCUUUGACCCUCCAUUCAGAGAACUGCGUGAUAUCCUGCUCAGACUCGUGACAGAUAUUGUGCAAAAUGCAGCAGAGCUACCAAGGGUAAUUCACUUACAGAGUUUCUAGAGAACCUUUUUUGGGCUGUUCAAGGAACUAUAUUUAACUGAUUAAAAAUGAUUGUUUUGUAAUAUCAGCAAACGUCUUGAGCAGCAUGAAGUUAAUAUGUGUUCUGCUACAACACUUUGGAAUAUGUAAAACUCCAAAGUAAAACAUUAAUCUGUUUGCCUGGCCCCAGUUGUUCAAAAGGUGGAUAGCGCUAUCCACUGGAUAAAUCUCUAUCCAGUGGAUAGCGCAACUGGUUUCCCUAAUACUUAUCAGCUGGAUAGCGCUAUCCAACAUUUGUACAAGCGGGGCCUGGUCCAUAAUAACUUAUAAUUUAGGAUUAACUAGUGGUGAAAACCAUAGCACAAUAAGUAAAAAAAAAAAAGAUGCAAUAGACCUUUUUACCGAUACGGCGGCCAUAUUGAAUUAAUUCAAUUUAAGCAGUAUUAUAGGAUACCCAGGGGGCAUGAGCCCAUUUCGUUUGUAUUUUCGAGCGCUUUUCAGGACAUUUUUUCUUCAAGUUUUCUUACAAUAAGAUUGUAAUGGGAAAAAAGAUCCUUGUACCGCGUUUGGAUGUAAUAAUGAUUGCCUUUUUCUAGUAUUAAAAACAUGGUCUUUCACUGUAUAUUUCUCGGAGAAAAGGCUAUCAUUAUUACAUCCAAACACGGCACAAAGAUCUUUUUUCCUAUUACAAUCUUAUUCUAAGAAAACUUUAAGAAAAAAUGUCCCGAAAAGCGCUCGAAAAUACAAACGAAAUGGGCUCAUGCUCCCUGGGCAUCCUAUAAUACUCCUUAAAUCAAAUUAAUUCAAUAUGGCCGCCGUAUCGGUAAAAAGGUCUAUUAUUGUCUUUAUCAAAGAGUUACAAUGUAGUAUGGGUUUUUCAACUGUGACUGAGGUAUCAUUAAUUUUGUAUAUUCUAUCUUUUUCUUUAGGUUGAAAUUGAACUGUUUCCUGAUAUGAAAGACAAGAAAUUGUUUCUUCGUUCAGUUCAUGUUGAAGAAGCGCUGGUUCAAGACCACAUGAAUGAGGCAGUGGAUGUGUUCAAACUCAACACAGUGGGACCACAAAAGUAGUUGUUGUAAUAUUUAACUUUUUCACUCCUAGACCACAUUAUUUGUGCCAAGAUUAUUUGCCGCUUCUUUAACUACUUCGCCUCUUCUUCUGUUGCCGUGAGGCCUUAAACACUUCUCCGCCAAUCUUCCCUAUUCGUCAAACAAGCAUGGACUUGGUCCCACAACUUGUUGUUAUAUUAAACUUUUUCACUCCCAGAUCACAUUAUACAUGUCGAGAUGAUUUGUCACCUCGCUACCUACCUUGCCUGUUUGCGUCGUGUUGCCGUUAGGCCUUCUCACCUCUCUGCCAACCUUCCCUAUUUUUCAAACAAGCAUGGACUUGGUCCCACAACUUGUUGUCAUAUUUAACUUUUUCACUCUUAGACCACAUUAUAUAUGUCAAGGUUAUUUGUCACCUCCCUACCUACCUCGCCUCUUUGUAUCCUGUUGCCGUUAGGCCUUCUCGCCUCUCUGCCAACCUUCCCUAUUUCUCAAACAAGCAUGGACUUGCUGUUAUAUUUAACUUUUUCACUUUUAGACCACAGAUAUGUCAAGAUUAUUUGUCACCUCCCUGCCUACCUCGCCUCUUUGCAUCCUGUUGCCGUUUGGCCUUCACACCUCUCCGCCAACCUUCCCUAUCCCUCAAACAAGCUCUGACUUGGUCCCACAACCUCCAUCCUGCCUCUGCAGUCUGCUUUUUCUACAUCCUGUACCAUCCAGCGCAAAGUUGUCUAGAGCAUCCACUGUUUCACUAUUCAUUCUGUGGACAAAUUCCUAUAAUGUUACCAUUUUAAUGAAACCUCUUUGGAAGAACUUUGCAUAGUACUACCUAUUUCUUAAGCUUUUUACAAAAAAAAGAAAUUUGCAUUUUUAGUAACUGUCUCACUUUUCCUACUUUCAAGAGUGAAAGGAUAAAUACUACUUACUGAUAUUGCCAUAUUUUUUUUCUACUGCAUAGUGUUUAGGUGGGGACAUAUGCAACAAUUCUUUUUAUUUGAUAGGUACUUGAAUACAUACAAGAAAUACCAAGAUUUGCUUAACAACAAAGCAGAAACAGAAAUAAAUGCUUUCAUUCAAGAUGAGCCUGUACUGCUUUCCUUGUCCAAGGUACUAUUUUUUUUUUACCCUGAAUGUUGCUUUGAUAUUAUAAAAUGUGAAGAUAUGGUUUAUUAUUCAGGUACAGUCAGCUUUUUAUCUAGCAUAACGCCAAUGUCUGUCGACAUUAUUCAGGUACAGUCAGGUACAGUCAGCUUUUUAUCUAGCAUAACGCCAAUGUCUGUCGUAGUAGGGUACACGUAAGCAAAUUUUUGACAAGUUUAGCUUCUUUCUGAUAAUAAUUACUUUUGGUAGUAUGCCUACUUUGUAUAUGUCAAUUUCAUUUUACUUCUCUCUUUUGCCUUGCUCAGGCUUUUCAGAUUGAUUUCGCGUUUUGCAUUUUAUUCUAGCAAAAUUACAAAAUUUAUGGUGGGCCACACUGGGUAGGCUAUUGGGUGGGCCAUAGGUGGGCCAUGGCCCACCCAAGGUUUUGUAUGCACCUUCACAUGCAUCUUCACAUCACAGUCCCAACAUGCUAGUAUUCUUACACCUGAGCAAUUGCUGUUGGUGACUGAACUCUCACCAUAUCUGUCAGAACUUAAUCAUGUAUUUUCCUUCUCUCCUCCAGAAAAUUGAUUCAUACCAGAAUCUCUCCAAGGAAAUUGCUUCAUUGCAUAUUACUGUUCCCCUAAACAUGCUCUGCUUAAACUGCGAUGAUGUCAAUCAAGAAUUGUCUGCUCGAGCUGCACGUCUGGCUGACAAAAUGAUCCACUAUGUUGUAGAUCAGAACAGAGAUAAAAACAGAGGGUAAAACAUGUUUGAAGUGUGGCUCUUUCCACUAAUGAAAUGCACCAUCUUAAGAUAAUUGACGUCAACCUGAAAAUAACCACUGAAGCCCGGGGGCGGGACUCUGCAUAUGAAAGGGGUGGGGAUGCUUGUCGGAAAUUUUGAAUUAAACCCCUAAAAGAGACCGAUCUGGGCGUAGCCCAAACUUUUUUUGACCCCUAAAAGAGACCAUGUUAAAACACAGACAAUACACAUAUUUUUAUAUUUUUUCACGUGCCACCCUAAACGAGAUCUUCACGGCUAAAUAUGAUGGCGUUUUGCCCAGAACACCCUAAGUGAGACCAAAAUCCGAAACUUACACCCUUAAGUGAGACGACGAGCAUCCCCACCGCUUUUAUAUGCGGAGUCCCUCCCCUGGCCACUGAAGCUCUCCACCAUCAGGCUUUUUUAGAGGAUUUGAGGUUUACAAAGUGAAAGCCAAAAAGUAGAAAUGACAAAGUAGAAACAAGUGAAAAUCAAACGAUUUUCUUGCAUGCUACAAAUAAAACAGUUUUGAACUUGAAAUUUGGUUAUGGUCUUUGUUCUCCGCCAUCUGUUUGUUAUCUGUCUUAGCGUCUGAAAGAGUCGUAGGUUUAUUAAAAAAUAAAAAGUAGGUUGAGUUUGAUCGUCCGGGUGAACGUAGUCCUGAAUAGGACUGUAGUUGUUGACAGUGACUGACGUUUGGACAACCUGUGCAGUAGUCAUCUUCAGAGCCAAAGCGAGUUGUAUCACGUCAGUUGAUGGUAUUAUACUCUGGUUAAUAAAAACAGGAAAAUUAACGGUUAAAAAUAGUAAUGAUAGUGAUAAAAGCUAAUUCAAAGUUAUUUGUAAUUGCAUUUGUAGACUGUGUAGAUCCUACGAUGAGAUAUCAGACAAAGUCCAAGAGAUGCCUGACAACACAAGUGACUUGGUUGCUCUGACGCAAUUCUUAGAGAACGCCAGUUCUGUUACUGUAGUUAAUUUGCAGACUGCUGUUGAUGAGGCCGGGGAGAGACUGUUGUUUUUACUGGAAUAUGCCACACUUCCAUGUAUGUUAGCUUUUUUUACUCGUUUGAUAUUUCCUAACUUACUCGUAGAGUUCACCCAUAAAGUCUCCUGUUCGUUUACGGUCGUUUCGCCUACGAGUCGUUUCGCCAACGUCCUGUUCGCUAACUUCUGUCGUCGUUUCGCGUACGUGUUGAGUCAGUUCCCUAAGUGCUUUCUCCUGAUCAGUGGCUGAAAGAACGAGGUAUAUACGUGCUUAUCGCACUUUUUUGUAUCAUAGCUGAGAGAACGAAGCAUAUACAUGCGUAGCGCUCGUUUCGCUUCUUAGCGGAACGACAUAAGACGUUAGCGAAAGGGACGUUAGCGAAACGACUCGUAGGCAAAACGACCGGUCAGCCUCCUGUUACUCAGUGGUAGAGCAUCUGUUCUUGUAACCAGUGUGUGUGUGUGUGACUCUUGUUGGAAGAACUCCGUGUCUUAUUUUCACAGUCGCCUGUGUCACUUACUAAGCAAAAAAGCAUCAUUCUCCCUGCCUAUUUGCUGCUUUUUGUGUUACAUUUAUAGUUGUAGAACUGUAACUUUUAUUUAAUUACUAAGCAUUAACAAAACAUCGCUCUUGCUUUUCAGACGAGGAUCUGAAAUUGAACAGCACUGUUUUCCACUGGCCUGAGCACAUUCAAAAGAUAUUUGAGCUUAGCAAAAACAGGAUUGGACAUAGAAAGGAUCUUGCGAUGGAUGAGGUCAAGAGAAAGUAAGUGAAUAUUAUUUUACAGUGUAAAAAAAAGUUCUUUUUCUGUUGGCUGUUUUGUGAAUUUGGCAAAUUCUAUGAUCACUGGAGAAGUAAACAUCAUAGCAAAUCUUGGUACCAAGUUCAUUAAAAUAGCUACUUUGUGGACCGGCCAGAGCCCCUUUAGAAUUUUUUUGUUAGGAGGAGAUUAGCUGAGAUCGCGGCAAUGUGAAAAUUUUAGCAGCUCACAAAUUCAGAUGAUGAGAUUUUGGAUCCUUAAAGUUCUGUUAAAACUAUCACUUAAGGAACUGUAAAGGUCAAACUAAUGGCUUGCAUGUCUUGAAAAAUUGUAUGUAACAGUUAGUCUUCCACGUUGUGCUGCAGAAAAGAACAUUGCGAGACUACCCAUCUAACCUUUUCUAGGCGUCCAGAUAGUCGAGGGUAGCGCGAAAUGGAGAGCGGAGAGGAAAAAGGCAAAAGGAAAGAAGAAGGGGAGAGUGAGGGAACCUUCCCUCUCUCCCUACCCCCACCCCCUCGCAGUUUUUUGGCUAAACAGUCUACGAUCCAUCUGAUCGCUCGCAGAUCAUGUAACCUUAUAUUGAAAACGUUAUCGUAAUUAGUUUUUCUUUAUUUUUUUUUUCCCAAGGGUCAAGGCAUUUGAAGAUAAACUUAAUGGUUACAAUAAAGAAGUUGAAGCGUUUAGAAAGAAAGAGGCAAGUGAUUAAGACGGAAACCACUAGGAAAUUGAGUAAUUUUUAUUUUCAGGGGACAAAAACCUUGUACCAGAAUAUUUUAAGCCAUAUCGCAUAAUUUCUUUCGUACACUUUUCAAGUUUAUAGCCCUCGAAAAGUGUUAAACAAGAAUGCAAUAUGAUUGGAAUUAUUCUGGCACUAGGUUUUUGUCCAAUGAAAAUUAUAAUUACUCAAUUUCCUAAUGCAUUCCAUCUUAAAGAACUGUUUAUUUUUGAGUGACGUGAAUUUUGUGUGUUUUUAUCUUUCAUUUUAUAGUUUUCUUCGAAUGCUCACAUUGUUUCUCUUUUGAUUUUAGAUAAUGGCAGUAGAUGAAAUGAAAAAGAAUGUUGAGAAACUUGAUGAACUUGAAGAAGCACUGAAAAAUGCCCAAGAAGAACUAAUUGUAAGUUAAAAUUCCACUGCAUUACUCAGGUUUUAAAUAAUGAGUCAUGUUCGGUAGUUUCAUUAGAAUUCAUUAACUCGAACGGAAAAGAUAUAAUAUUCCUCAUGUCAGAAGCAUGGAACAAGGAAAGCAACAAGCUUUUUCUGCCGGAUUUAAAUUGCAUGAACAACUCCUCUUUAGCUUUCCUGGCUGACAAGAUGGGAAUGUGGGAGUGUUUUUUUUUUUGCGAAGCCACUGUUAAAGAAAAUCGCGGCGAGAUCUCUAUUUUAGUCAUCUCCAUUCUUUUCGCGUAUUGGCUGCUUUUGUGAUCUUCGUUUAUAGCUGCGGACGACAAGUCUCGCCAGCUACUCAGGCUACUCUUACUGAGCUACGAUGAGACACAUGGCAUGCUUGGUCUUUUACAUGUACUACUGCUUCUUAUGUACAGCUGUAUCAAGUGUCCCACUUUAAUACUGCUAUGAUUACCCGAUUUUUUUUUAUCUCGUCACGCAAAGCUCCUCCUCAGUCAAAAACGACUGCGUAGAAAAAGACGAUGCUCGGAUCAGCAGUGAUUGAAGCGUGUUUUGUGGCUAUAAAACAAGGCUAUUUCCGAGUUCAAAAAACCCUCACUUUCAAAACGAGGCUAAGUGCAAAUUUUUACCUGUGAUAAUGAGUUUCAUCUACAGGGGAGUAAAAAAUCAUUUUCAACUCAAUGGUUUGGUACUUAGCCUCACUUUGAAACAGAGGCUUGGGGCAACUCGUUAAUUGCUUAUUAAGAGCGUGUUAACCCUUUCACUGCCAAAUCUGGUCAAAGGUAAAAUUCGACAAAAAAUCCCGAAUUUCAUUUUGUGAAAUUUUGAAAAACAAGUAGUACCAUGUGUAAGUACAGGUAGAGAGGUUUCAUUUGAAUGGUCACACCAUAGGGUUUCGUCUACAGACUCAAAAGUUAGAGUCACCCUUACAAAACUCCAUCAAGCACUCUGGCAGUGAAAGGGUUAAUGAAAUUAGAAAGAUGUAGCUGUAGUAUUCUUUAUUCUGUUUACUGAUGUUGUUAUACUUUGCUUUGUAGCAAGUGAAUACAGAAGAGGAAUUGUUAGAGUUUGAGGCCACACAGUUCCCGAUUCUCCAAACUAUGAUGGCUUACAAAGAACCUUAUGACAAGCUAUGGAGAACAGCCUUGUCUUUCCAUAACAAACAUGAAGCCUGGCUUAACGGUAAGCAUUGAGACUUUCCUUUUAUAAAGUAAUGAGCGAAGUUGGCUGACCGGUAAAACUCAAUGACAUUAUGUAUUAGUAAAGAUAAGCAGUCACAUUCAACAUUUCAAACAGGCUGGGUAAACGUUCAGUAAAAAGAGCAACUGGAAAUAUUAGAUCCGGUAAUGAGGGGCAUUAAGCAUGGAAUAAAAAGCACUUACAGUUCUAAUAGUGCUUGCGUGGCAUACGUACCGCCCAUGUAAAUAUAGCCGUUAAUGCCUUUUAAGGCUGAGGUGAUAUACCUGUAAGUUAGUGACUAAAAGCGAAGUCCUUGUUUUCCUGGCCAUUCGAUUUUUUUCUCCGUAGAGGUCAAGUCUAUCCAUUUAACCCCACAGAUUCUCCAUAUACAGUGAUAUUAGGGAGCUUAAGCAACGAAGUGAAUUCGCGCUGCCUCAAACUUAAUCGCGCUUAAUCCAUCUCGUUUAAUUCGUCAAAUGUUGGCAUAUUUCUUUGGAGUUGAAGGAUUCUAUCAAAGUUCAGGAAAAUGAAAAGAAAAUGGUUGUUUAGUGUUCCCGUCCUCGACAAAGCGUGAAAUUUCAUCUUCGUUUAAUUCGUUUCAAAUUGCCGGCAAAUUUUCAAAAGGCGGGGGAAAAACGGUUGUUUAGUUUGGUUCUAUUUUUCUUCUACGAAGCGUGAAAUUAGGCACUUUCCCGGCCCCCGGCUUGUGACAACCCCUGGCGUUGUAGUCGUGCAACGACAGUUAAGAAAUGUUCCAAAAAAGCGUGAUGCACGUGCAAAGUUGUUAUUUUACCAAUCUAAACCUAUUGGUUUUUUGCCAUUCUCGUUGCCGUCGCCGUCGUCGUUGCUGAAGUUCCCUUUUGUUAAAAUACCAACUUAAGUACCUUCAGUGGUCUUUGCACUCCAGGUCCCUUCACCAUACAGCAGAACAGAGAGCGCACGUCUUCUAUAGGACGACUAAAUCAUUCUACUUCUGUUUGCUUUCAAAAGGGCCAUUUACCGACAUUAACUCAGAAGAGGUUGAAGAGGAAAUUGGCAGCAUGUACAGGACAGUGUUGAAACUGACCAAAACCUUCGGAGAUGCUCCAGGACCAAGAAGAGUGGCUGACAGCGUCAAAAGCAAGAUCGACAAGUUCAAAGUUCACAUCCCACUCUUGCAGAUUAUUUGUAAUCCUGGCCUCAGGGAGCGGCAUUGGGAACAGGUAAAAGGAAUGUCCACUCUGUUGAUAGAUAUCUUUGGGGAGUUAGUGAGUGCCGAAUCCAGACCUUGAGAUAAGGUGGGGGGGGGGGGGGGGUCAUCCAGAACCUUUGAUAAGGGAGGGGGCCCCUCCUCCCCCCUGGAUCCACCACUGGACAGAACUGUCAUUUCUACGUGGUCAUCCAAGCCACACCUUCUUUCUUAGUGCUGUUAGAAAACUAAGUAUUGGUCAGGCGCCCGGGAUCGAACUCGCGCAGACCAUCAUUCUACGUAUCAACUAAGCUACCCCUUCAUGGUGAUCAAAUGGAAUUCAAUUUAGUUUUGGUGUUUCACUAAUAAACACUCUUUGCAGUUUGAAAAACAUAUGGAGUAAUUUCAUAUGCUCUUUAACUUAUAAACAUAGUUGUCUUACAAUGUUCACUAUAACUUGGGACACAGGGAUACCACUAAAAUCCAUAGAUGUUGUAGAUAUACUUGGCACCCAGGCUUGGGGAACAAAACAAAACAAAUCAGCUUGAACUUCACGGAUGAAUUAAUACACUUCUUUUGCCUUAUUUCCCCCAAGAAUAGAACCGAGUGUGAAUUUAAAUACGUUAUAUCGAAAUAAUUUGUUUAUUGAUGAAUAAAGUAGAUAUAUUUGGUUGUUGCAGAUGAGUGAAGUUGUUGGGUUCGACAUCAAACCUGAGGCAACAACAUCCUUGUGUAACAUGCUGGAGUACAACCUUCACAAGCACACAGAAAAGUGAGUUUUUAAAUUACCAUUCCGCAGUUCUUAUUGGGGCGAGAAGAACACUAAUCUUUGGUUUUCCUGUGGUUCUUUGGGUGUCCUGUUGCUAUUUAGGCAUUGCAAUCUGGAUUUUUGUUUGUCAUGAUGAUUUUAGCAAGUAUGUCCAACGGUGUCAUCAUGACUUAAUUUUAAAUCGUAACACUCUUAUUUCGUCAUUUUUGUUGCACUGCUAAGGUUCUCACAUUGUAAAGCGCGCAAACAGUUUCAAAUUAUUUUUGUCCAAUUAAGACGCAAAUCUCAAAGAACUCGUGAUUGUAGGACUCCUUUAUCCCACAGCUAUUCAUUGACCCAAUCGGAGGGUCUGUAAUUAGCAAAAUGCGUAGAUAAGUUCAUCGGUUCUCAGAUAUUUUACUACCCAGCAUCUGCUCGCAGCAUUUACACUUUGUAACCUCUAGUUAUAUUUACGUAGUUUUUUUUAAAAUGAUGGAAGGAUUAAGCAAAUGUCAAUGAUGUAAGUAACUGAUUAAUUUGUUUCCUUCAAGACUGGAUGAGAUAAGCGGUGCUGCUAGUAAAGAAUUUGGUCUUGAGAAAGCCAUGGAGAAAAUGAAAGUUGAAUGGAAAGACAUGUACUUUGAGUUCACUCCUUACAGAGAUACGGUAAGUAGACAAAGGCACAGCAAACGUUUGUAGUAAAUUACGUUCCCGGUUCAAAAAGUUAGACAUUUACUAGGUUGUUAUCUGAUCUCAAUUUUUUCUAUUGCUUUGCUUGCCAGGGUGUAUCCAUUCUCUCUGCUGUGGAUGAUAUACAACUGUUGCUUGAUGAUCACAUUGUCAAGGCGCAGACCAUGAGUGGAUCACCAUUCAUCAAGCCUUUUGAGGCAGACAUCAAGGUUUGUCAACUUCGUCACCAAUACUGUGUAAAUUGUCUUAUCACAAAUAAUUCCCUGGCCACUCCAGAAACUUUAAGAGGAAUGGGUACAAGCUUGCCGCGCAAUGAUUUCUGGGAUCCUUUGGGUGGAAAAGCUUGAGUUAUGAUCGGUCGAUGUUAGCGUUAGGUGUGAUUGGUCAAGGCAACUAUUAACCAAUCAUCAUAGGUAAUGCUUGUCCACCCAAACCAUCCCAGAAAACGUUGCACCGAAAGCGUUUGUUUCUCAAAACCUACUCGAAAUGAAAAGAUUUGGUAUUGUUGUUUUAAGGAAGUGGAUUUUUGUGAUUGGAUAACGAUGAAUAACUGCUAGAUUUGGCUGAGAUGCCAUAGCUCUCUCAAUCGUAUUCCAUCUUUUGAACCGCUGUAUGUGAAGACCUUUUGAACGGUUAUUUUUCUACAUCAUAAUAACGUAAUUUUUUAUCUCACUGUGCUUCAAAUGCGAUACCAGACACCACAAAGAUUCAUUAGUUGGGGUUCUUCUCAAUGCCCAUUCCUGCGGUAAAAAUUAUACAAUGCAUUUUUUGAAAUCUUUUCUCUCUACAGGAAUGGUGUGAAAAGCUAAUCGAAAUGCAAGAUAUACUUGAUGCUUGGCUGAAGGUUUGUUUCUUCGCUUUUAAAGUGCCAUAAUUAAAUAUACACUGUAGUAUUAAGAUUGUUGUUGGUUGUGUGUGAUAUUGGACGUACUCUGUUGGCAGAGACUACUUUCAUUGUAUGGACUGGCAUACGUAUAGUAAGUAGCUUCUGCCGAAAAUUGUCCCAUGCAUGCGUUAAUUGAGUCAGGCAAUGACGCAUUUUUAAUUUAGCGCGCUAUCAGUGCGACUGAAAAAAAUAACUGGAUAAAACCACAACUUUUUUGUGUUAAGUCUAAAAACGUGCCUUAUUGUUUUCGCUAGUCUUACAAAGCGUGCACAUUAGGUAACACGACAGCAAAUCGAGGUAUUACCAAACCAGUCAAAAUGAGGUUAGAAACCAGUUAUUUUCAAUAUAUUCGUCCACACUUUUGGGUGGGAAUAGACGGUUAUCAGCAGAGGGUUUUAUCAGCACACUAGUAGUUUUGUGGAAAGAUAACCCCUGCUCUCAAGGUACCUACGAGGAAUUGCGCGAGGAGAAGGGUCGCGCAGAAGGUUUCUUUCUCUUUUUCUCUUUCCUUCUCAACAAAUAUCCUUCAUAUUUGGGUAAAAAAAUGCUUACAUAUAAAUUUUCUUAAUUAAUUUUCUUCGUUGGCUUGUUCGUUAAAUCGAGUAUUUUUUUAAAAGCAUGAUUCGUGUUCAAUGUCCAUCUUUGAACUGAACGCUACUACACAGUGUACUAUGUGUAGUUCUCUAAGUUUUCUGGAAAACUACCCACCUACCCCUCCCCUAAGCUAACAUUAACACUUACUUCUCACUUAGGUUAAAAUGGUGGCUUAGGGGAGGGGUAAGUGGGCAGCAAUUGAUGCUCGUUAAUUCUAAUGUGGUGCCAAGCAACAUGGCUGUACCUUGAACCAAUCUUCAACUCCUGUGAAACUACCCACCUACCCCUCCCCUAAGCUAACAUUAACACUUACUUCUCACUUAGGUUAAAAUGAUGGCUUAGGGGAGGGGUAAGUGGGCAGCAAUUGAUCUUCGUUAAUUCUAUUGUAGUGCCAAGGAAUAUGGCUGUACCUUGAGCCAAUCGUCAGUUCAGAGGACAUAAUGGCUCAGAUGCCACCUACCCCUCCCCUAAGCUAACAUUAACACUUACUUCUCACUUAGGUUUAAAUGAUGGCUUAGGGGAGGGGUAGGUGAUUGAUCCUCGUUAAUUGUAUUGUAGUGCCAAGCAACAUGGCUGUACCUUGAGCCUAUCUUCAGUUCAGAGGACAUAAUGGCUCAGAUGCCAGAGGAGGGACGCAAGUUUGGAAUAGUAGACAGCUACUGGAAGGACAUCAUGGGAGAAGCAGUAAGUGGCCAACAGACCUUAUUUUAGGAUUGAUGGGAUAAAAGCAAUGUCACGUGGUAUUCCAGGCGGCAAACAAGUGAUAAAAUUUGCCAAUACAAGUAAUCGCGGUCGAGUUUGUGUAUUUUGUCAAAACGAGACGACGAUAUAAGUCUUGCAAAAUGUCCAGUUCGAGUUUUGGGAAGUUUUACGUCAGUAUUGCUUGCUGUAAGGACAUCUACGUCGCUACUGCAUUUAAAAAUGUAACAACUAUCACUUCCAUCCAUAAUUUAAGAUAAAUGUCGAAUUGAACUAUGGAAUUAUUUUAGGGCCGCUAUCACUUCUUUUAAAGGCUCCCACUUUAGUGUUGCGCAGGAAGCUUGGUCAAAAUUCAUCCCCCCAAAUAUUCUCGUAGUCCAAUUUAUCACAACUCUGACCCAGUCUCAGGUGAAACCUGUAAAUGACUAGUAUAACUUACAAAUAAAGUAAGAAAUAAUUUUAAGAAAAGUCAUACGACAGUUUUUAAUUUUAGUAGACAUCUUUUGGAUGAACAGCAUCCAUCGUCAGUACAUGCAGAGCCUGUUAGUGGCUUUAUCAUAUCAGUCAUAAUAACACACUUCUUUUUGCCUUCUACAGCUCGUGACAACUUUAUCCUCAUCAUACUUAAUUGUUAAGUUUCAAGGAGUUCGCUUUCAUUAAUUUUGCAACCGUCGCAAACGACAUCAACAUAUUCUGUAAGAGAUCCUUAUACAUAUGAAAGAUUUAUACAGUCUCGCCUACCUUGUACCUGUAACAUUUGAUGUAAAUAUUGUUCUAGGUGAAAGACACGCAAGUUCUUGUGGCAACCGCUCAGCCUAACAUGCUGGGAAGACUAAAUGAAUCCAAUCAACUGCUGGAGGAAAUUCAAAAGGGUCUUAAUGCUUACCUGGAGAAGAAACAACUCUUCUUUCCAAGGUAAAUUGUCUAACAGUCCUACAUUAGUUGAAAAUUGGCCUCUUCCUUAUGCAUUGGUCAGGGUCCCUGAACAUCACUUCUUCGUGGUUAAACGAGCGACCACAAAAGACGCGGAAUCCUGGUGCAGAAAACUUGGGGCCAGUCUCGCUGUCCUUGGAGUGGCGAAUAGUGCGAUGUUGAGAGAUUGCCGCAGCAAUUCUUGGAGACAAUUGGCAGAGUAUCAUUUUCUGCCCAAGACAAAAACGUCUGUCCGUCGGUCACGGGAGCUUUAUCAGACCGUGAGCACGGUUUAUUUGAUGCUACAAUAGGUGGCAAAAUUGUUGCUACGUGGUCCUCAAAUGGGGUAACGUCGCAAUCCACACCCCUCCCCUCUCCCCUCCAUUCAAAGUUGGGGUGCAGGUAGCUCGAACAGCGGCACAACAAUGCAUUGUGGGGGUGGGGGAGGGAAAGAUUUAUGACUUGUCGAGCUCUCUUAAAUUAGACUUCUUCAUACUCAGGUUUUUCUUCUUGUCAAAUGAUGAGCUGUUGGAGAUUCUAUCCGAGACCAAAGAUCCAUUGCGAGUUCAGCCGCACUUAAAGAAAUGUUUUGAGGGAAUAGCCAGGCUUGAGUUCACGGAAGAUCAGGAGGUUGUGGGAAUGAUUAGUGCCGAGAAUGAAACAGUACCAUUCAGUACUAAAAUCAUUCCUGCUAAAGCAAAGGUAACACCUUUAAUGUGUAAGAAUUUGUUUGACCUUGCUUAACUGUAAUAAAACCUACAACCAAGAUGUUCCUGUUGGAAGAAAGCAUUGCACUUAAAACGCGAAGUUCUUUUCUUCGAAUCGAGUUACGCAAAUGAUUAAACCUAAACUAACUGAGUGAUUAUAAUUGCCUCCAUCACCAUUUUUUCAUUUUCUGCGCUGUGUACGUUAGAAAACAUUUUUCGGAUUUUCAUUCUUGAUGAUGUGAAGGUUGUGAGAUAACUUCACCUCUGCGUUGCAUUUCUAGGGCAUGGUUGAAAAGUGGCUCUUUCAAGUUGAAGAAGUCAUGAUUAGCAGUCUGAAGAAAGUUACAGAGGAUGCAGUAAAUGCUUAUAACCAGACUCCUCGCGGCAAAUGGGUGCAAGAGUGGCCUGGGCAGGUAAGAUGCGCAAUUAAAUACAGUCAACAUCAGAUUUGUGUUUGUCAUGUUACUGCUCUGUUGAUCAGCCCCUAAGUUCGCCUGAUAUGUCAGCAAUGUCUCAUUGCUACUGCUAGAACCAUGCAGAUGAUGAGAUAUCUACUAUAGGAUCUAAGCGAGCUUGCAGACCCUAUGUGAGGCCUGUAUCGUCAAGUCGCAAUCUUACAAGAGGCGUUAGAAAAGCUAAGUCAGUGAUGCUAUAAGAAUUCCUUAUCCUUUCACCCGGCAAAGUACAAAGUGCCUCCCCAUACAUCUUCACCCGAAAAUAAAUUAUUAUUACUCUGAGCACGCUGUUACUUUGGCUCGUGACUAUUAGAUGGGUGUCAGAUUCAAAACUUUUUUCAGGUAUAAUGGUUUACACCAAGAUCACUUAGCCUGCGUAGCAGACGUUAUUUAACCUCGGUUAGUAACGUCUGCGAGGCAGCGACGAUGCCCUUUUUCUGGGCCCUCAAGGGACUCAACGAAUUACCGAAAGAGCGUUUCGAAUUUCCUAGCCUGCGUAGCAGGCGCUUGGAAGUAGUGGGCAAAAGAAAACACACGCGCGAGAGAAGGAGACAAGCGAGGGGAGAGGGAGCGUGUCUCCCUCGCGCGCGCCCGUUCUCUGUUUCGCCCACUACUUCCAAGCGCCUGCUACGCAGGCUACGAAUUUCCUUUCAUCCUCAUUGGAAAAUUGACAAUGGAUUUUUUUAGCAAGCCAAUCAUGGCUCGUACUCAAAUCCUGGUACACAGAUGGGGUUCCCAACAAGAACAAGGAUUUCGGCGCUGUUUUGCAGACGGACUUAACCAGAGUUUAGUUUCGUCUGUGCAGCAGGCUAAGAUCACUUUGUCACCCUGUAUUUGAUAGAAGUGUAAAGAGGAUCUGAGGAAUGUUACUUUAAUGCUCGAGUGUAUGUAUCCCAUUUACAUUACUUUGCCUUUUCUUUAGAUUAUUUUAGCUUGUAGUGGUAUAUUUUGGACUGCAGAAGUGUCGCAAGCAAUUCUGGAGAAAGAUGGCCUUAAGGUAAAGUAGUUUUGGAUUAAUACUAGUAACGAAACUUCUUUGUUCCCGUAAUUGUAUAUGAUCGAACCUUUUGAAAAUCAUGGACGCUUUGUUUUUCAGAAUUAUUUGGAAAAAUCGAAUUCCCAGAUUGAGACCAUCGUGGCCCUUGUCCGAGGAAAACUAGACCGUAGUAUCAGAAUCACGCUUGGUGCAUUGACUGUGAUUGAUGUCCAUGGUAAUGUACAUGUUCAAGCUACUUGCAUAACUUCCUCUUUUUUCAGCCCACUUCUACCUCCAGGACACAGGAAAAGAGAGACCUUGUCUAGAUUGACAUGAGUCAAAAUCACAUCAAUUUGUUUCAGGUUUAUGCUCUAUACAACGAAUGACACAACUUUCGUUAUUCGGCUUUUAAUAGAUUAUUUUGGUGUUCAUGCAACACAUAAAUGACAUUGUCACCGUUAGCUUCGAUUACAGGCUGGUUCAAGUUCACUGCGGAGACUACGUAUAUGAUGUACUUGUUGGUUUGUGAAAACUGAAAUGCUCAAUUCUCUUGUCUUUUGAUGUUGGUCAAUUCAUGUCGUACCAUUUUCUUAGCUAUGUCUUUGAAAAAAAAAAGUGCCUUUUGACCUCUUGUUCCCGUUCGGUAUUCCACUAAAAGUAAAAAAUAAGGAAUAGUGAGUGCGCGUGGUACGAUGGGAAGAGAAAAAGGGUUGGAGCUCCUCUUCCUUUCUUUCCCCGUCCCAUCAUCCCCCGCUCGUUUUUAUUUUUUUCCAUCUCCCCAGCCUCCCAACGACACAGAGCGACCUUUGCGGCAGAGACAGCCUUUUGACACUUCAGUAAGCAGGCGUUUUUCUUAUUUCCAGCUCGUGAUGUCGUUGCAAAAAUGUGCCAGGAUGGUGUAAACAAUACAAAUGAUUUUCAGUGGCUGUCACAGCUAAGAUAUUACUUUGAAGACAAAAGGACAAUUGUGCGAAUGAUUACCACCAGUAUUGACUAUGGAUAUGAGUACCUGGGUAACAGCGGGCGACUCGUCAUUACACCUCUCACUGACAGAUGUUACAGGUAAGUUCAUGAAAAGCACGAAAAUUGAAUGGAGUGUCGCCGAUUGCAAGACUAAAUUAUAUUUUUUUUGGUGCUAGGGAACUUUCCAUGCCUGUAUUGCUAACCUUCUCAACUAAAAACGAUGACAUUUGCAAAAUUUCGAUCCUUUUACAACACUGCUCAUUGUUAAAAUGAGUUUUCAAUGAGUGGUGCCUUAGUUGUAGCAGUUUAAAUCCACAAACGAAAAAGGCUGCAUUCAGGUGAAAUCCUCAGUUUAGUGUGAUUAAAUAUAGAGUGAUCAUAAAAAUGAGCGCUUGACAUACGCUGCAACGUAUGACGUAGUACUUAUUUUGAGCCCUGAGGUAUUGUAAAAUAAUGACGGGCGUGUAGUGCAAGGUUAAGGUUACAAUAAUCGUCUUUCUUAUGCAGAACUUUAAUGGGUGCUAUUAAACUAAAUCUGGGUGGAGCUCCUGAAGGACCAGCUGGAACAGGAAAAACUGAGACCUCUAAAGAUCUGGCCAAGGCUGUCGCUAAACAGGUUUGUUUUACUUGAAAAUGUAGAGCUCACUUUCUCAGACGGAGCUUCCCUUAGUAAAUUAAAUGAGUCAAAUUCGUCAAAAGAUUUACCUUUUUAUGUUUGGUUGUCAUUUUCCUACAUGACGGUUUGUUAAUUACGAGUGUUUAAGUCAGAAAACUUGAAGUUUCUUGAUGAUGGUAAAUUCAGUUUUUCAUAUCCGCGAAAUUCCCAGAGAAGAACGAACCUAAUCUGGGCUUUGCUAAUUACUGUACACACCUGGAGUUGCUGUCUGCUUAGAUAACGUUUUUAAGAACAUUGGACAAACGCUUGGACAUAGAUUUGAUCUAAAGAAAAAAACUUUUGUAGUAUGAUGAAUAUACGAUUUGCUUUCAUCACUGCUUUCUUCUCAUUAUAUGCAGUGCGUGGUGUUUAACUGCUCGGAUGGACUGGACUACAAGGCAAUGGGAAAGUUCUUCAAAGGACUAGCUCAAGCCGGUUGCUGGGCCUGUUUUGAUGAGUUCAACAGGAUUGAGCUGGAGGUUAGUGAUAUCAAGUCAACAUAUCGUAAGCGAUUUUUCGGUCGUUUCACGUACGGUCUGUUCGCGUACGUCUAGAGUCGAUUCGCCUACGUGCAAUACGUCAGUUCGCCUACGAUUCAUAUGUUGAAGCUUUAAAACUGAAUUAUUAAAAGUCCUUGUUCCUGAUCCUUGCAGCCUAAAAAGAUAACCAUACAACAGAAGUCAAUACGUUCCAACCUCGAUGCGCUUGUCUAGAGAAGCGUCGCGCUAAAACACGAUAGUUGGAAUGUUUAAAACUUGAUUAUCGGAAACCGGUCGUUUACGAACUGCAGAAUGUGAGAGUCAUAUUUUGUUAAAAUUGUUUUAAAAUUGUCGCAAUGAUUGUCAUAGUUCGCGAAAGGAUUUUAAUAUGUAGGCGAACUGACAUAUUAGACGUAGGCGAAUCGAUUCUAGACGUAGGCGAACAAACCGUACGCGAAACGACCGCAAUUCCAUUUUUCCCACUGAAACUUGUAUUUUGAAUUUAUUCAUCUUCAUUAAGCGAAGCUAACACUUUUUAUCCACUGCUUGGUUUCUUUGAUGCUGAAGUUUCAACGUGAUUAAAUACCUUUUGAAUUGAUAUUAUUUUGGACAAGGCGAUCGAUUAAGACUUUCAUUUGACGUUAUUUUGACAGGUACUGAGCGUAGUAGCGCAGCAGAUUCAUACGAUUCAGAAGGCCAUCGCGGACAGGAAGCAAAAGUUCAUUUUUGAAGGAACAGAACUUGUUCUCAAUCCGACUUGCACAAUGUUUAUCACCAUGAAUCCUGGUUAUGCAGGACGACAGGAGCUACCGGAUAACCUUAAGGUAUGAUACUUUUUCAGAUCGAGUUCAUCGUAACUCGCCCAAGUUCGCGUCUUUGAGACGUGGCCAUUAGGGACCUUACGAAACUACGACAGCUACGGCUACUUCAAAAAGCAAUAGGUUUAGUUAGCAAAACAAAAACUCUGCACGUGCAUCACGAUUGUUUCAAAUUUUAAGUUUUUUUGAGGACGGGAACGGCAAGGCGAUAAAUUCUACCAUCUCUGUCUGAACUUGGGCGCGGCCCCCUCUCCUCAGCUCCAACAUAAAUUUUCUUCUUUUAAGUAACUGUGCGACUUGGAAUAAUCGCGAAAUGGUUGGAUAGGAUGCGGAGUCUAUCUGAUUUUUCAGCGAGGUUUUCAUGGACGUCGCCUUUGUCGUGUCGAACUGCACUGUGGGACUGUUAUGGCGGGAAAAUUUUGACCCAGUUUCCUAUGCAACUUCGGUAUAGUCAUCAAAGAAACGAUAUCGUCCCUCAAACAGUGUCAUAGUUCAAUUCGAGUACAGCACCAUGACAGAUAAAGAGCAAAAGGAGUCCUCGUCACCUUGAGCUUCGUUCGAGUGGGUCCUGGGUUAGUAAACAAGCUGGCACUUUUAUGAAACCCAGUGACCGGCGAAUCAGACGAACCCAUCUUGGUCGGCUUUGAAGAUGUCAGGGCUGCAGCAUACAGGAUACGAAAAGGAAUUGAAAAACAUCGACCGAGUUUCACGCCCGCUUGCAGUGUAUAUAACCCAGUCAUUCGGAACUUGAUUGCUUAGUACGGUCGAACCUUUGCACAAGGGCCAGCUUGUGGAUCGUAGAAAGUGUCCGCUGUAGGGAGGUAGCCAUGGUAAAGAGGUUACACUAAGAGUGAGUGCAUCCGCCGGGAAAAACAAAAUUAGCCGUUGUUAAGAAUAAGCAGUUAGGAGAGAUUCCACUGUAUUGCUUUGCGCAGUUUUCUUCUGUCCUUUGCGCGCAUGCUCCAAACCUAGUGCAUAGAUGGAAGCCAUUACGUAGUAAUUGUGUUAAAUCCUUUGUUUGUCAAUGUAGGUUCUCUUCCGCACUGUGGCCAUGAUGGUUCCUGAUUACGCCUUAAUCAGUGAGAUCUCUCUCUAUUCCAUGGGAUUCUUAGAUGCUAGAAGGUAGUAUUUUCUUUUGCUCUUUAUGCUACUACGUGAGAAUUUUCUGCAAUUUGAUUGGCUCAGAGCAGUGGUAUUUUAGCUUAAUUUGAAAUACUUACAUGUGAGAAUUACAAACCUUUUGCAGGUAGUAGUAUAAACAAAUAAUAGCAUGAUUGUUAUACGUAAUUUCACGAGCCGUUAGGCCACUUCCGAGUUCCAAAAACCCUCACCUUCAAAAUGAGGCCAAGUGCACUACCUUUCUUGUGCAAAUGAGUUUUAUUUGCAUGAGAAUGAAAAAUCAUUUCCAUAUCAAAGGCUGAGCACUUAACCUCAUUUUAAUACACAGGCCUGGGCGAACUCGGAAAGUAUACGCAUUUGAUAAUGGAUUAAACUUGCAAACACUGUUUGCUUCUCCUAGAACCAUAGUGCACGUACUGUACAUGUGACUUGGUGUUUUGUUUGUUUGUGUGUUUUAAAACAGUUUGGCACAAAAGAUUGUAGCAACGUAUCAGCUGUGUUCGGAACAGCUCUCUUCCCAGUCCCAUUAUGACUAUGGCAUGAGAGCGGUCAAGUCUGUGUUAACCGCAGCAGGGAAUCUCAAGCUUCGCUAUCCGGACGACGAUGAAGCUGAGCUUAUGCUUAGAGCUGUGCUCGAAGUGAACCUCGCCAAAUUCUUGGCACAGGUAACUUUGCUUUUUUGUCGUUUUAUUAUUUAUUAGCUCGCUCGCAGGCUAGCUUCGAGUCAUUUCCUUAUGAUUCUUCACGGUACCUGGAGAGGUAUAACAAUCAUUCUAAUGGUGGUUAUUUAGUUGUAAGCACCCUUACAAUCCUAACAUCUACACCAGGGUCACCCCCUCACUUUGCCAUAACCCCCUCCCCCGCCUCCAUGCUGGUCUUUUUUGAACUAUAUAUGUUAGUAUAAAUGCAAUUUGAUUCCCUUGAAACACCUAACAGACCGUAGAAACUCGUUGACCAAGCGCUCGUUCAUUCCAGAUUCCAAACCGUAGUGUAGGGAAAAAACUUCUCAAACGUGGUUGAGAACAAACAGCAAACUUAACCCACAUAUGAACACCAAGUCGAGUCGAACCCCAGUCGCGGAAGGCGAGUCAUAUUACAGAGGUUAAGCAUCACAUUACGUCAAACGGCAAACGCAAAUUUGUACCACGUGACCAAGUUCCCCCUUUAUUUGUCGUUUACUGUUAUUAUUUAUACACAUAAACUAGUAGUUUCACGCAAUUUUUUAAAUUUUUUGAUGUGUUUUUAUCUGCUCAUUUUCCAUUUUGAGAAAUUCGCAACUUGAAUCUGACGUAUGCCGUAUACGUUAAUCUUGAACUCUCUAUCAACGCUGAGCCACCAUUGCUUCCUUCAUAGUCCUUAGCAUGGGACGUUUAUUCUCUUUUUGCUUUAUAAUUUUCAGGAUGUUCCUCUGUUCGAAGGCAUCAUCUCGGACUUGUUUCCUGGCACCAGCUGGCCGAGCCCUGAUUACGGAGUUCUGAUGGAUGCUCUUAGAGAAAACUGCAAGAUACGCAACCUGCAGUCCACAAAGUGGUUUCUCAAGAAGAUCAUUCAGGUAUGUUCUCACAUAUCAUCCUUUAAACAUCGCAUAUUAGGCAGUCAAUUCGUGGACACCGAAGAUAUUAUUCUUGACUUUUUGGUAAGUUAAAUUCUAAGCAGUCGAUGGGUCGCCUUUAAUCUUUUUCCUUAGGUUUAUGAGAUGAUGAUUGUUAGACAUGGCUUCAUGAUUGUUGGUGACCCACUGGGUGGAAAAACAAUGGCAUUCAAGGUAAAUUCGAAUGUUCUCUUUAUGGUGUGAUGAAUAUUCGGAAACGUUUUUUUUUUUAUAAGCAACCGCCUGAUCUCUGAUAUGAAUUUUGCGUUGUUGGUUUUGUUUAGGUUCUUGCGGAUUCAAUGUCUGAUCUUCAUAAAGCAGGAUACCCUCAUCAAAGGGUAAGCAUUUUGUAAUCGGAGACACUUUACUCUAAGACAUUUUACGCCCUUAUUUUUCUGUGGAAUUUAUUUUAAGAUCUGUAAUUUCGCUGAGAUCCUAGAUGUCUCCGCGUGGUAAAACUGAGAGGAGUACGCUAGUUCUACAUGCUUGAACUUGGCGACAAACGGCGAAAUAGAGGCUUUAAGCAAUCUGUCUUUAUUUAGUUAGACCCUUUAACUUUUAUCAGUUGGAGACUUGUUUUCGUGUGUGUUUAUUGAGUUGAAAUAGUCGCUUGGAAUCCGUUUCUUUGCUUGGUACUUUUGCCAAACCAACCAAAGGCAACGUGCUUUCCCUCCUUUCGCUAAACCAAUCAAAGUACUUAAUUCCGGUUUGCUUGUUGAUUUGCUUGUGACACGUGUCGUUCAGGUUUUAAAGUCCUCCAGAGCUAACAACAAAAUUCCUUUUGACUUGGCUCCGUAAAUUUUCCCAGGUGAUUUAUAAGAUCAUCAACCCCAAGUCAAUAAGCAUGGGUGAACUCUAUGGCUGCUUCGAUCCAGUUUCCCACGAGUGGUCGGACGGUGUGUUAGCCAACUCCUUUAGAGAACAUGCGUCAUCGACUACAGAAGACAGAAAAUGGCUGAUUUUUGAUGGACCUGUCGAUGCAGUUUGGAUUGAAAACAUGAAUACUGUGCUUGACGACAACAAGAAGGUACGUCUGGGUUGAGUGCGCUUAAAAUAGCUUCAGAACAAACAACUAGAAUUAAAAGCGACUUACUCCCAGGCUAAGCUUGAAGAUUCCAAGAAUAAUUGCCCUCUUAAGAAGUAGUUGUUUUUCUUUGCUAGAAUCGUGCAGUUGACAUGACAACAGGUCUUUUCACCAAAGCAGUGCGAAAAAAAAAACUCGUGGCUCGUAGCAAAAAUAAUUGAUCCACUCCCUUUAAAUAACUUUUCCAAGUAGUGGUCAUCUCCUCUUUUCUUUUGUUGCCCUUAGUCAACUAUGCCUCACUUUAUUGUAAACUGAUAAGUACAUGAUAAUAAUAAAAAAGUAACUUAAGUUAUCGUGUUAAACUUAAACUUUGUUUUUUACUUUUUUUUCGUCAGUUGUGUUUGAUGAGUGGUGAAAUCAUACAGAUGAACAACAGGCAGAGUUUAAUCUUUGAACCGGCUGAUCUGGAACAAGCUUCUCCUGCCACUGUUAGUCGAUGCGGUAUGAUCUAUCUGGAGCCUCACCAGGUGAGACAUGUGGCCUUGGCAGCGUAGGUUUCUCAUUCUUAAAAGUCAAGUUAUACUCAUCGAUCGUACGUUUCUUCACAUCCUUCAUCUUUCAAAUCAAACACCCCACAAAACCAAUACCUCGUUAAUUUUUUUGUGUUGUCCAAUUAACCUUAUUAGCAAAUAAAUUUCAUGUUUUGGUCCCCAUCAAAGCAACACCUUAUUUUCUUUGAAAAAUAAACCUUUUCCCCAGUUACGUAUUUUGUUUCUGUUCCCUUAUUAGCUUGGAUGGGAACCUUUGAUGGAGUCUUACAUGAACAUACUUCCCAAGAGUCUGACCGCUGAGCAUUUGGAGACUAUCCGGGCGCUGUUUAUGUGGCUCAUGCAACCGUGUUUGUGUAAGUUAUAGCUAGAGCAACUUUGAAGUGUAAUGUUGUAUUUUUGUGACAAUUUUGUUCACUCUAUGUAUGACUUAGAGGUUUACACAAUUGUAUCUCGUUAAUGACCAUGCGAUGAAUUAUAUGUAUGCGCUUAGAAAAAUAAUUUUUCGGUAGGGAUGUCUGAGAUGUAUAUUCCCUAGAGUAUGUAUGGACCGAGGAAGCGAAGCCUGGCCAAUAAGAGAUUUAUUACGUGGCCAAAAAAGCCCUGUCGUGCUCAAACAAAGCAGGUGCUCCCGAGCGGAUAACAUAGCUCCAUCAUAUAAGCCACAAAGCAAGGUUUCCUCUAUCGUUUCUCCGCGCUUUCAAUCAUAUGUUAAGAGUGUUUCAGUAUCGUCUGAUGUUGAUUCUUCUACUGAUUUUCUUUUACAUUAAUUAUCAGCUUUUCUCCGCCAUGAGUGCAAAUUUUUCAUCCAAACAUCUGAUAUGCACCUGGUGAAUUCUUUUAUGAAUUUGUACUCGUGUCUGUUGGACGAGAUAGCUGCGCAGGAGCAUGCUGAAGGAGCUGACAGGAUGUCUAGCUCACAGGUAUGUAUACGUCAUCAUCACGUGAUGUACUUGUCCUGUCUGAAACUGUUAUAGACACUGUUGUCAGUUUUCUCUCAAAUUCAGAAUUGCUGUGAAAAUAGCACCUCCAUUAAGUCUUUCGUAUUGUACGUUAUGCUAUGUUAUUUGACAAGUUUCGGUUAUCUUCGCUUGCAAGAUGCGGCCGCUUAAGAUUGAACUUUGGGUUUCAGUCAGAUUGAUGUUGGAUCUGUUGUACUUACUUGUGACCGAGUACAUUGUUACUCGAUGAAGCGCUCGCCUAACGUAGAGAAACUUGUUAACGAACCCAUUCGGCCCGAGCUUUCUCACUGAGUGCGGUUUUAUAUGGCAUGAAGUACUUAGGGGAAUUACCACCUCCCCGGAAAGGAUACUAGUCUAUGUCAGGGGUAUCCCUAGGAGUUGCUGGUCUUGACUUAUACAUUUAGUUGGAGAGAAACAAGAUGGACCAAAGUUUUUUGUCCAAGGAAACAACGUAAUGGCUUGAAACCAAACCCACAGAUCAGACAGACCAUUACGUCUGAAAUUAACGCUGUGCGCGAGUUUUACUUUACAUUACCAUUUAAUAACCUUCCGAUUGCAGAUCACAAACUGGCUUCAAGGCUUGUUUAUCUUUGCCAUGGUUUGGUCCAUUGGUGGUACCAUAAACGGAGACAGCCGCAAGAAGUUUGAUGCGUUUUUUAGAUUGCUGAUCAGCGGAACAGAUAAAGAUCACCCUAAGCCCAACAACAUUAAGAUGACAAAGGUAAAGAAGUGUUGUUAAACUCCUAAUUCCAUAGUUUUAAUUUGCUUACUUCAUAUUUUGUAAAACUUGUCCUUCAAACUGAAUAAUAGUUUAACCAGCCAUGGAUAUUGUAAACCUUUCAGAAAGCAACAGAAUUUAAGCAGUGCUCGUUUGAAGUUUUUUAGCCCAUUAAUCGACAGUUAUCGAUGGCAAAUUUUUGCCUAAUAAACUUUGUUAUUUUCGUUAUUGACAUUUUCAUCGUCAAUGAAUUAACUGCUUUUUUCGUCCUGCAGCAAAACGUGUUUCCCGACCGUGGCAUUGUGUAUGACUUCUAUUUUGUAAAACAAGCCAGCGGUUCAUGGAACAACUGGAUUGAGAGAGUGGACAAAGCUAAGAGCGUGAUCCCCAAAGACGCCAAGGUAACGCGCAUUCUCACCUUCUUUUAACGUAGAAAAGAAAGUUCUUGUGAUGGUUUGCUCGAUACCUUGUCUAGAAAAAAGGUCAAUUAAGUAAUCUUAUGCUAAUAGUUAAAUUUCCUUUCUGAUGGUCUUCUUGAGGACAUUUUGCGAUCACCUUCCGACGAAUGACAGUUUUACUGCGGGUUUUGGUGAAUGAGGAGAGUAAGUUGCGAUUGCCCUGUUUGAGCAUUGAUAUACGUUAUAAUGGAUUAAAAUCGUUGCGCCAGCCUCUGGACCAAUUAGAAGAAAGCCCCUAAUAAAUGCAGACACUUGCCUGCUUGAUUUUUCCCUCGCUUCCAGCUGGCUACAUCUAUCGCUCAGAGCUUUGAUUAGUUCCUGAGAUAUUCUUCCCAUUUUAUGAUUGGCCAUGAGUGAUUACUACGACUCUGAAAAAUCGCGCUUCGCUUCUGGCCGUUCUGGUCCUAAACCUCUAAGCACUGACUAGACUUUCGAAAAAGUCCUUUAUCCUAUUAAGUAUGGCCCGCGGGACGAAAGUUGACUUCUCACAACAUCAUCGCUUGCUUAGGACAGCUUCGCGGCCUGAAAAGCUCGCUCCGCUUUUAAUCCUGCUGUGAAACGCGUGAGGUAUACUUGCGGCAAGUCUAAUAACCUACCGUCAACUGGAAAAGCUGAUAAACCAUCGACUUGACUAUAAAGCCUUAAAAUGGGUAUUGUUAACUUAACGAUUUCAAUUCUUGUUUGACAGGUCAGCGAACUGAUGAUCCCAACAGAUGAAACUGCACGACAGAUGUUUUUCUUGGAAGCAUUUCUAACUCACAACAAGCCAUUACUGUUCAUCGGUCCAACUGGAACAGGAAAGUCAGCCAUCACCAACAACUAUAUCAUUGGAAUGCCGAAAGAGAAGUACGAUCUUUUAAAACAAUUGUAAUCGAUCGUAUGUAUUAAAAUUAUCAUUUUAAAGUUAUCAUUAAGUCUCGUUUUAUUUUGCCACACUAUAAUAAUAUUCUGGUUUAGACAGAGCAAAUAAGGGCAAUAACGACUUGAUUCUUGUUCCCAGAGCUGCGAUUAUAAGUUGUCUGUUGCUUCAUUUGCUGUGUAUUUAACCGCUUUUCUUUGUUUUCCUUUUUUUAGGUAUCUUCCAAUCAACAUAAACUUUUCAGCUCGCACCAGUGCAGGUCAGACUCAAGACAUCAUCAUGGCUAAGUUGGACAGGUAAUCUGAACAUUUCUUUUGUGCACUUAUCUUCAAAUGACAACCUCAACUUUUUUGUGAGUAUCUUUAUCGAUAAUUUUAAAAUUUACCGAUCACUCUCACACGUGAUGGCUUCUAUAACAGGCGUCGCAAAGGAGUAUACGGACCCCCUCCUGGGAAGAGGUGUGUUGUGUUUGUGGACGAUCUCAAUAUGCCUUCUAAGGAAAAGUAUGGUGCCCAACCUCCAAUUGAAUUGCUUAGACAGGUGAGACGAAAAAGCUAUACUCAAAACCAGAUUGGAAUUUUACUUGAUUUUAUUUCCACCCACAUUAGCUGAAUCUCAUUAUUGUAAUGUGCAUUUUUUACGCAUGUUCACAGGUUGCGGAACACGCGGUUCACUUUCAAACGUUUCGUGCAAAGCUCUUUAUGGGACAGUUGUUGUGAAAACUUUGUAUUUACUUUAGCUGUUAUUUGUUGAAGUAAUUUAUCAAAUGUUAUUUUUAGUGGAUUGAUCAUUCUCACUGGUACGACCGGAAGGAUACAUCCAAGCUGGAGCUUAUGGAUAUGGUAGGCACAUUUUUACCGAUAUACAAACGUUCUCUCCCAACUAACUAGUGACCUGCCAAUUCAGAACGUAGACGCUGUUCUUGUAUUUCCUGUGGAUUUUGGAUGGUUUAAAUCGUUCGCAGUUGUUGAGAUUGGCCAGUGUAACUACCGAGUUUGGGUUUUAUGCAACUCAAUAAAAGAUUGCUGUUUAGAGGUCCUUUGGCCAAGUCACGGCUGUAGUAAGGAGUUUCUGUAAGAUUUGCGUGUGCUGCAGGGUAGCUUUUGAAGUAUAAAAUGUGUCAUUGCCUUAAUGGUAACUAACUCAGAGGACUCGCAUCUCUUUUGUCGCCUACUACAUGCAGUGGAACCUCGAUUUAACGAAUGGGCAAGGGACUGGUUUCGUUAUAUCGAGGGUUUUUUCGUUAUAUUUCACUAAUACUGGGGCGGAGAAUAUGAUUCGUUAUAUCGAGGACUUCGUUAGCUAGAGGUUCGUAAUAUCGAGGUUCUACUUUAUCACAAUAAAUACUCUAUAAAUUGCCUUUCGCGACUUGGUGAAGACAGUGUAUUAUAUUUGAUUGUGAUUUCUUCUAUUUUCAGUUAUUCGUUUCUGCCAUGGGUCCCCCUGGUGGGGGCCGUAAUGACAUCUCAGGCCGGUUCACACGUCAUCUCAAUAUCAUAUCAAUUGACUCGUUUGAUGACAACACCAUGACCAAGAUUUUUACAUCCAUCGUGGACUGGCAUUUUGCCAAAGGAUUCGAUGCGUCCUUCGGAAGACUGGGAAAGGUGAGAUUGUAAACAAAAUUGGGUGCUCGUAAGAUUAACACGCCUUUGUAGGCUUGAUAUCGUCGCUGUCGAGAAAAUAGAUUUGUAGGUAGCCUGCGAGCAACGUCUCUAUUUAGGGCUCGGUUUGCUCGCUCACAGGUUAAUUCGUAGGUGAAAACCAAAGUUGUAGUUGUUACUGCACGACAAAUUUAAAUUGACAGUGUGUCCCCGAUAUCAUCUCGUUUUUUCAUUGGUAUGAGUGUAUUCGACUGUGACGUCAUUUUACCUUACAAUGACCAGAGGUCAGGCAAAAUAUGCGAACUAUGACGUUAUAGUAAACCGGUUUUACAAUAAAGCCGCUCCCUUUUACGAAGUGAGAGAGGUGUGAACGAGAAAAUGAUGGUUAAAUUGAGGAAUUUCUAAGGGGGCUCCUUACAUCUUGGGAUAAAUGAUACACUCUUCUUUGAUAGCUUGAGGGAUCGUUGGCGCGAAUAUUUUUCUUAUCGUCAUAUUACGUCAGCAGGCUUAAAGAGCACCCUUUCCACAUUUUGUUCCUUUUGCAGAUUCUUGUCCAGGCAACAAUGCACGUGUACAAGGCUGUUGUCGAGAAAUUUCUGCCAACUCCCAGCAAAUCACACUACGUGUUUAACUUGCGUGACUUCGCGCGUGUCGUGUUUGGUGUUCUUCUCGUUCCCUCCACGCAUCUUCAAGAGGGCGACAAGUUAAUUCGCCUGUGGAUUCACGAGGUUUAUCGAGUGUUUUACGACAGGCUCAUUGACAACAACGAUCGAGUGAUGUUCUUUGAAAUGAUGAAAGAAACGACAAAACAGCAGUUCAAGAAAGACAUGGAUAGCUUACUGGACCACGUUGUACCAACAGGACAGAAACUCAAGGACGAUCACAUCAGGUCAGAAAAAUUGAAAUAGAUUGCUUGCAAGAUAAGAAAGACCACAGUAUUUUACACUAGCCUACAUCUUAUCAUCAACUCUCUGUCUUGAUCAGAGUGAAAAGAAUUCUCUGUUUAGCUUUCAAAUAAGAUUGCGGAGGAGAUUGAGAGCAAGAAAAACCGGUUCUUCACUCCUUUUUGAUGACCAGUAAAGUAUAUUGGUUUGUAACAACUAUUUGAAACACAGUACUAAACCGUGAGAGAUGAAUUGUGGUGUUGAUAUGCGCAAUAAAGAAAUAAACUAAAUUAAAAAAACAACUACGGUUGGGGAGGGAGAGGUGCCCUAUGAAUUUUAGAAUGGCUGUAUGCCGCUAAAACGUCAAGACGUUAAUCUAUACUUGAUAAUGUUCAGCUGCGUUUUGCAACCUAAAUCUACACCAGCUCGUGGCCAGCGAGACGCAGCCCCGGACAAUGUUGCUGAGAUACCUCACAAGACUUAGUUACUUUUUUAUUGUUAUUGCAGUUAUUACGGGUAUUAUUUUUUGCUUCAUAAUAAACGACGAUUCAAUUUGCAGGAUAGGAAAAAACGUUUUACACACAAGCUUUCGAUUCUAUCGCGGAAUCUUUAUCAAGUGAUGGAUUUGAGCCCAAAUUUAUAUCACCAUGCCCAGAUUAAGUAACUCUUUUUUCGCUAAGAUUUUUUGCUUCACUUUGCCACUGCCUCCUUGACAACUUUGUUUGUUUGUUAUAUUUUUCAGGAGCUUGUUUUUUGGUGAUUACAUGAAUCCCGAUAGUCCGGAAAGAAUCUAUGAUGAAGUCACUGAUUUAUCUCAACUGACUCUACAGAUGGAAGGGUGGGUUUCAUAUCUACUAUAUAGCGCUCAAAAGCUGUCAUGUCACUGUUAAGAGUAUAGCAAUUGUUCAGUGAAAUUAUAAAAUGGGUUCUAAAGUGUUAUUAGCUUUUCCUUUAUGAUUUUAUUGAAUAUUUUUAACGCUACAAAUAGCUAACCGUCUAACCAUGAAAUAAACACGUACGAAAUUCUCUUCUGUAAAAAGAACUGUUGAAAUGAUUUAUUUUUGCAUGUUAGAAAGUCAGACACUACAUUCCAAAUCACCUUAUACAGGAAAGCAGUACUUUGAAGUUUCCACGUGAAUGAUUGCAUUGUAAGAUUUAAAACCCCUCAGAAUUUCCUGCCAUGGCCCAUCUAUCCGUCUUUUCAGUAGUUAAAUGGGAACGGUACAUGAGAAUUGAAAAUGUAAGCUACGUGAAAGCUUUGGCGAUUGUCUUCCCUCUGUUACCGGAGUCUAUCCCCAACACGAUGGGCUCGGUUCUUGCGACGAUUAUGAACAAAUUGUGUUUUUCAGGUAUUUGGAUGAGUUUAAUCAGAUGAGUAAGACCCCCAUGUCGCUUGUGAUGUUUAAGUUUGCCAUUGAACACAUCUCACGAGUCGCUCGAGUGCUGAAACAGGACAAUGGACACGCCCUUCUUGUUGGUGAGUACAGCUCGUAUUAAUCUCUCCAAUUGUUUCUCUAACUAGUUUGCUUUCCUUUAGAUCACUCCUGCAUCACCCCUUUCCAUUCCCCUUCCUUCACGUUUCUCCACAAAGCUGGGGUUCGUUGGCUAGAGGCUCAUCCAAGCCAUGUGAAAGUCUAGCCGUUUGCAGGGCAAAGGAAGUACUUUCAUUUCUCAGUUAUUUUAAGACCCUGAGUAUUGGUCCAGCCUUGGGAAUCGAACCCACGACCUCUGUUCUGCAGUCAAGAGCUCUACCGACUGAGCUAAUCCUACCUUGGUCAAGUACUCAGAUAAGUUUUAGAAGAAAGUAAAUUGCGCAAAAUCCACCACCCACACGGUUUUGAGGUGCUCAGUCAAGUCGUAAGUCUAUUUCUCUCUUCUCUAGCUCUUUCUAAUGCGUGUUAUUCAUGAAAAGUGGACUUUAUUUUGUGUUCAGGUAUCGGAGGAAGCGGUCGACAGAGCGCAACGCGCUUGGCUACUUUUAUGGCGGACUACGAUCUGUUCCAGAUUGAAAUUACACGAAACUACACCAAGAAUGAGUGGAGAGAAGACGUCAAGAAGGUAGCUCUUACUGAAAUUCAUGGUGUUUAGUGACAGCAAAUUUGCGUAAAUAAUUUGUGAUCUUCUGCCUAAGGUCUUUGAUGUUGACUAUACAGAACGAACAAAAGCCCUAAGAUUGUUUCAAGAGAUUUCAGAGACUUGUUAAAAACACCAGAAACAUGUUUAAAAAACGUAAUUGAGGGUUUGAGUGUAUAGACAGAGGUGAAAGUAGUGUUAGUCGCAGAAAGUUGUUACAAUGAUUAGACAUUAUUUUGUAGAUAAAACUCUGCUACAGUACUAUUGAAACUACAAAGGUCUUGUAAUUUCAAUAUGUUUCUAUUUCCCUUUUAAGAUAAACUCUAUAUCAAACUGAUUUAGGAUUUUACCUAAUACAGGUAAUCACAUGAUUUCGAGUGCAAUUUGGAAUAAACAAGCACGAGUAAAUUUUUUCAAAGACUAACAAAAUUGGUGAGUGCAAUUUGUGGUCUUUGAAAAAAAUUACGAGCACUUAUUUAUCCCAAAUUGCACGAGAAAAAUCGCGGGAUUACUUUUUAAUAAUAUUCAUGAAAAAAUUGCCAGAUAGCUUUAAAAUCACUUUGACAGGGAGUCAACACGCGUAAACUACGUGCAAAAAUAAAUUAUUCAAAUGCUGCAAACAUCAUCACACGUGCAGUCAAAACAACAUUUUGCUCGAUGUUUUUAAAGUUUGCAAGCCGCAGAAACGGGCUGAACAGUUCAUGGAAUUCUUCAAUGUGUUUGAAUUAAAGAUUCUGGGUUAUUACCUCAAGUUUUCCGCUCCUCCAGAGAAUUUCUCCUUCCUCCCCUGAUACUUGCCGAGCUUUGUUUGGGCGCUUACCACGGCCAGCCAAGCGAAGCUGUUUCGCUUUGUCCUCCAGCACCUCUUUGGACGAACUAAAUUCUCGGCCACGUACAAUGGACAGGGUGCAGCCUUUGGUCCUUAAGUGUCUAUCAAGCGAUGCCAUCAUUACCUUAAGGCUUUCUGGUUCAUAAUCUUCACCUUUUUUAUUGUUUGUCUUCUGCGUAGAAAUGCUCAUAAUUUUCUAUCUCAUCAGUAAUUUCCUUAUCUACACACCAAUUCUUCGAAACAGAGAGCCAAAAACCAGUGCUUUUCGCAGUGUUUUCGUUUUUAGAGCAGUUUUUCGGUUUCUCUACGGUUGUUUCGGUCGCAAAAGCAAAUGUGCUGCAAACGCCAGCCAUUGCGGUUUUUGCUCGAAACUGGUCCGGAGCGGAUCCGAAUUUUGCGCCAUUUAGAUGGCGCAUUUGAUUGGCUCUCAGUGAGUUCCUUUGUUUAUUAGCCAAUCAGAAUGUCACGUUUGUUACUCUUUUCUGCACUCAAUUACCUUUUCUCUGCACUGUGUUACCUAAAAACUGCAUUUCUCUUAGCCAAUCACAAUUGAGAAAUUUUUUCAUGUAUAUUAUUAGUAAAGUAAGUGGUGAAAGCGCCCUUGUGAGUGAAAAGGUUGAUAAAAUUAUUUUACAGAUGUUGAUCAAAGCAGGUGUGGACGGCAAGGCGACUGUGUUUCUGUUCAGCGACAAUCAAAUUAAAGAAGAGUCGUUUGUGGAAGACAUCAACAUGAUCCUUAACACUGGUGAUGUACCCAACAUAUUUCCUGCUGAUGAGAAAGCUGAUGUCAUUGAAAAGAUGCAAACUGUGGCCAGAGUCGAGGUGAGAGAAGAAAUCACUCCGGUGUGCUUGAUUGACCAACUCCGCUUUCUGGACUUACACGUUGUAGAAAAUUCCAUACCCAAAUUGGCUCACAAAGACGCCAAAUUCUUCGGCGUUUUUCAUGCUUACUACAGUCAAGGAAAGCGUUGGGAUGUUGCGAAAUGUGCGGGGAAAACCUUGGUUCGUGGAAAAGUCAGGGCGUCUUAUUUUCCGGUUGCCACAAGGUUUCGUGGUUGAAGUACAAAUUCACAUCCCUGAGAACAUUUCGUAGCUCUCUAAAUUUGAUUCUUUUAAUCUUGGAAAAAAAUAUUGUUCCCACGAAAACCGUGCAAGAUCGAAAAUGAUUAUCAGGGGAAAAUCAUUUCAAAAGCCCCGAAAAUUAAAAACAAAAUACGUCUUAGCAGAGUAUUCUAAUGCGCGCGCUUUCCUAACCCUGUUUGUUACGUAAAUCUCCAAGUUUUAAUACUUGCAUUUUCUUAUUCACAGUCAAGUGCAGCGUGCGUGUGUAAACUUUGAUUACUUCUACAGCUUGUUAUUUUGUGUCCUGUGCUAUUUGUCCUUCCUAAGUGAGUGACUUUCUCUUCUUUUUGUUUUCAGGGCCGUAAAAUUGAGUCUACACCGCUAGCCAUGUACAACUUCUUCAUCGAGCGAGUCCGAGCUAAUCUACACGUGGUGUUAGCAAUGAGUCCCAUUGGAGAUGCCUUCAGAAGCCGAAUGAGAAUGUUCCCUUCCCUCAUCAACUGCUGCACUAUUGACUGGUUUCAGGUAAAACUGCAUUUUAUGGUAACCUUGCCUCCAUUUCCAUCUAUCUUCCUUACGUGAAGUUGACUCCCGCUUUGGUCAACUGAACACGAGCAUUUGUAGCACACUUCGAGACAUUUACUUCUCUUUCCAGUCAGUUUUUUUUCUAUGGAAGUGCCUUUUGUUUCACCAUGUAGGGAAUUUUUAAUUGUAAUAGAGUCGGAUUUCACUGAUAGUGAGUUUGCGCGUAAGUUGACAAAUUUCUCAGUAAAUAUUUCCGAUCCCAACGCGAGUUGUGGGGACCGGCGAAUCGCUAACGGGCGCAAUGACCUCUAACUAUUCGUAUAAAUAUUUGAUGUUGUUAGGCUUGGCCGGAGGACGCUUUAGAGAUGGUAGCAAAUAAAUUUCUGGAGGAAGUUGACAUGGCGCUUGAAGUGCGGAAAAAAUGUGUGUUCAUGUGCAAGUAUUUCCAUGAGAGCGUCAGAGAGCUGUCCGACAGGUGAGUCACAUAGCUACUCCGACUAUUUGUUUUGUCCAUUAAAUGUCAAUAACCCUCCUCUCCUGUGAACACGUGUUUUAAACUGUUAAAGUGUUAGUCGAGGAAUCAUUUUAUGGAUAUCCUCUUGAUUUUCUCUUUCCAGGAAGUUUUUCUGUUAAAGGAUAGUAAGUUAAGAUUUCGUUUUUGUGGUCGCAUCGUAGGAUUUCGCCCACAGUUAGAGUCCAUUUACAUGUCUCCAGAAGUUAGAAGUCCAGAAACAAACUUUCAGUACGUUAAUGAUUAUAAUCACAAGCCUCGAAGAACCUUUACUAUCUGUAUAUAGUGACUGCAUGAGGAUAAUCGCUCAAUGUAACGAAUUGAACUAAGUUGACUCUGAGGGUAAAAGGUUUUUCCCUUUUUCACUGCUUAAAGUAGCCAGCAACUAAUUUCUCCUUAAAAUAACAAUACUUAAUCAGACUUGACGCUUAUGAGAAAGCAGGAAAUGAUCACCGAGAAAAAGUGUCUCGAUUGUUAAAGAAACUCUCCACAUAAAUACCACAUAAAAGACCUUGGCUAAUAUCCAGCAACUUUAACCUCAUGCUUGGGCCAUAACGCAUAUGUAUCUUUGUUCCUGCAGCUUCUAUCAGUCCUUGAGGCGCCGUAAUUAUGUAACGCCCACUUCGUACCUAGAACUUAUCAUGACCUUCAAAAAGCUUCUGGACAUCAAACGCCAAGAGAUCAUGACUCUUAAGCAACGUUACGUCACUGGUCUGGAGAAACUGGACUUUGCUUCAUCGCAGGUGUCCGUCAUGCAACAGGAGCUUAGUGACCUUCAACCGGAACUGAUUAAAACUUCCGCGGAGACGGAAAAGUUGAUGGUCAAAAUUGAACAGGAUACGGUUGAAGUAGAGGCUAAAAAGGAGGUAAGAGCUUGCUAGAUUCGUCCGGUGUUUUUGGUGCAAAUUUGGAGUCAUUGUCUACUGAGUUAUUUCAAUUUUUCCUGUUAUUUCUGAUAACUCGGUGGUAAUUUCAUUCUUUUGUUUUUCCCUUUUUACUAGCCUGCGUAGCAGGCGCGUGGAAGUAGUGGGCGAAAGAGAGAACGGGCGCGUGCGAGGGAGACACGCGCGUGUCUCUUUCUCGCGCGCCGUUUUUUUUCUCGCCCCACUACUUCCAAGCUACGCAGGCUACCUUUUUACUUACAAUCAGUAUGAAUCAUAGUAUUUGCAUUUAGUAGAAUUUAGUUUAUCGUUAGCACUACCCGCUUCAGCUCUCGCUAUACGCAAAUACCGUGAAGUUAUGAAUAAAUUAAAUUUAAAAUGAAUCGAAAUGAAACAAAACCUUUCGACCUUGAGAGGUUCAAAAAAGAGAAUUUUUGCGACCAAGUGUCGCUUUUAAGGCGAAUGUUAGUAACUUUACGGGUGUCAGAUUGUUUUUAGCCUUCUUUCACUGUCUUCUUGCGUCGUGAAGAACGUUACUAAAACGGGGAAUGUAGAGCGGGGAACGAGCACGGGGAACGGGAAAAUGAAAAAUGGAAACAAAACAGAGAAUUGAAAAUAAAGUGACUUAUAGGGCUUGGGUUCAACUUGGGUUUUGUUCCUUUUUUUUUUUUCAUUUUCCCGAUCCCCGUGCUUGUUCCCUGCUCCCCGUUCCCUGUUCCCCGUUCCCCGUUCCCCGUUCCCCGUUCCCCGUUCCUCGUUUUAGUAUCAUCCGGUCGUGAACAGCAGAAGUGUUUGAAGUUUAAAAGAAAAGUUAAGAUGCGAAGUCAGGGUGAGUGAUGUGCUCUCAAUUUUCGUAAAAACUGUGUUACUUUUUUCAAUUGAGAGUCAAAGAACCGAAAGUAAAGUCACUAUUUGACCAAUGAAAAGGGACGCAAAUAGUCAGUGAACCAAACAGAAAUGUGAAGUGGAGUUCAGCGUAGGAAAGCGCGUGUAAGGACGAGAUAAUUGUUUCAGUUCCCUAGUGCUUAUUGGUUCAGCAAGUGACGCGAGUUUUUUAGCCAGUCCCAAGGCACGCACGAACCAAAGCAAACACAAAAUUGCUUCCGACACUGUAAACCUUUUUUUGCUAUUAUAUCCCAACCAUGGAUGAGCCUCAAAUGCAGGGAGUUACAAGAACGUCUUCAUCUUUAUCCUUGUGCGUUUGCAGGUGGUAGCAGCAGAUGAAGCAGUAGCCAGUGAAGCUGCAGCUGUAGCUAAGGGCAUUAAGGAUGAGUGUGAAAGCGAUCUGGCUGAAGCUAUGCCGGCCCUGGAGGCAGCCAUGCAGGCGCUGAACACCCUCAAACCCAGUGACAUCAGUAUGGUCAAGACCAUGAAGGUAUGUUAUAGACAUUGCCGUGCAUAAGUCAAUAUGUGAUUUCUUAGAUUAUGUCAAAACAGUACAAUAUUUCACCAAUAUGACCGACGAAUAGAUGAAAAUGCGGCUCCCCUUAAAUGGGUAACUUUUCAUAAGUUUCAGGAGACCAAAAAAUUUGGGAAGUCUUGCGGUAACCUAGACUUGGCAAUUCCGUGGAGAUCUGCAUUAACGUGAAUAUAGAGCGGUUUGUCAAAAGUGUUGCAAAAAAUUCCGUAAACCACUCGGAUUUUCUAUAUGCGAAGCCGGCCCGCAGCGUCGGAAAACAAGUGUUUUUCUUUCACAAAUGGUGUGAUCACUGGAUGACGAACCGAAAGAGACGAAAGAGCCUCAGUGAACUACUUCCCACUUCUACGAUGUCGCUCUCUGGUUACAUGACCAUUCUACGGUCGUCUCAUUUUGACCAUUCUGUAAGGAUUCAACUGACGAAGGCCAGGCGAUUCAGCCGAAAUAUUUCGGUUAGAUUUAUAUUACGUUCUAUUCAAAUUCUUUGGAACUACUUUUUAGUGGUAAAGAAGUAAUAUAUCAAACAUGAGACGCAGUCACCAGAUGAAACACCUCGCAAUCACCAGAUGAAACACCUCGAAGUUCGUCAAAAAUACUCCGCUGCGCGUCGUAUUUUCAACUCUCUUCUCGGUGUUUCAUCUGGUGAUGAAACACUGUGUCGAAUGUUUGAUAUUUCUUCUCAAACAAAAUCAUUUUUGAAGGAGAAAUUAAGGAUGCAAAUACUGAGCAGUUUUUCAUCCGAUUUCCAAACACUCAUUAAACAUUAAUUUUCUUUGUAUUUUGUUUAUGAAUUAUUAAUGAGUUUGAGAAAGUGACAGGAAACAUUUAAGCCAAUGACAUACUAUUGUAGCAGUGUACAUGCGGCCGACUUUCUUAGACAGUGUUGGAACCGGCACUUACUAAGUGUCUGUCCGUCCGUUGAAAGCGAAUUGACCGUCACCAUCUUCAGUCUGGAAAUUCUGCAUUAUUCGGAAAAUAGGUUCUGAUAGAAUGUUUAUCCAGCGUUCAGUUCAGGAUGGGUGUUAAUGACAUGUGGUAUUUCUGUUUAUAGAAUCCCCCAGCAGCUGUGAAGCUGGUCAUGGAAGCUGUUUGUAUUAUGAAAGGAAUAAAACCCGAGAGAAAACCCGAUCCCUCGGGUUCGGGACGCAUGGUGGAAGACUUCUGGGGCCCAUCACAGAAGAUGCUUGGAGACUUGAAAUUCUUGGAGUCCUUGAAAGUUUACGACAAGGAUAACAUUCCAGCCGCCAUUAUUAAAAAGAUCAGGGAGAAGUGAGUUGUGAAAAUGCGCUUUUACUGCUUUGUAGGAUGAUUUGUGUACACCCCUCCCCCACGAGAAAUCGGAGAAAGGGCAGGCUUCACGUAGCUUAUGCCAUUUAUUGACGUAAUUUUAGACGUCAAAUUUGUUUCCCUGACGUCGCAUCUCAGCCUGUGAGAUAAAACUGAAAAAAACGUAGAUAGUUGUUUGAUCGCACGGGUACUGAAUUCACUAAAUUAAUGAUAUCUACCAAAGUCCAAAAGGAAAUAAACAAUUCCUGCACCACGGCAAAGUAACUACACGACCAUAUUGCAUAACGCCAGCAAAUAAAUGUUAUUCAGUUGUAGGAAAGUCAGUGUUUAUGCUUACUUUGAUAACCCUUGAACACGGUGAAACAUUCAAACUCUUGUUCUGUUAUUAUGUGUAGAGAUGUAAACAAUACUUGACAACUCUAUAUACACCGAAGUCUCCAUGAACACUGCAACAACUUGCUUCGUAUCUUUUCCCAGCCCAUCCCAUCUUUAAAUGAAAUUUUAUUGGAAGCGAUGGUCAUAUCCGAGUGUUGAAGUGCGUUUCGUCUUUCCUUAGGUAUGUGACGAACCCUGAUUUUGAUCCCAACAACAUUCGUUCAGUGUCUUCCGCCUGCGAAGGUCUGUGUAGAUGGGUUCGUGCGAUGGAGGUUUACGAGAGAGUUGCUAAAGUAAGUUUUAGCCUUGGCAAAAUUUUUUGUCGUACUCCCUAAAUAUUACCGUUACAGCUUAUAAUAGAACGAUCCUAUUUGAGUUCUUAUAUAUCUGUGCUCUGUGAUCCUCCAAUCUUGAUUGGGGACCAAGGGUGGUACAGUGGUGAGAGAAGUCGCGUCCCACCAAUGUAGUCCCCGUUCGAGUCCCGUCGUCGACGCCAUAUGUGGCUUGAGUUUGUUCUUGGUUCUCUCCUUUGCUCCGUGAGGUUUUUUUCCGGGUACUCCAGUUUUCACCUCUCUCCUAAAACCAACACUUCCAAAUUCCAAUUCGAUCUGGAACGCACGAACACGUUUAAACGAGCUCUUAAGAACUCCUCUGUGCUCCGUAUGCAAACAAAUUAGAAUUCUUUGAGGACAGUAUAGUCGCGGAGCAGCAUCGCUGAAACCUGUUAAUUUUAUCCAUGUUUCUGUUUUUUUUUUAGAAAAAUAUUGUCUUGUUUGCAUUGUAAUCUAACAUCAUUAUUAUCAUUUGAAGGUUGUUGCUCCCAAGAAAGAGAAACUUGCUCAAGCAGAAGCCGAGCUCUCGGUACAAAUGGAGAAGUUAAAUGCCAAACGAGCUCAGCUCAAAGAGGUUUGUUGUUGCUAUACUAUAUACUGCCUGUUUGAUUGAAUCCACCAUGUUGAUCCAACAUCAUCUAUAAUGUUUGGCCCAUCAUUGUUGGAUGGUAUUGGAUCCGUUUGAUUGGCCUAAUGGCUCUAUCUCCAGCAAUAUCCAAAACCGUCUAACAAGGGCCGAGGUCAGACGGAUGGAACAGUGUUGGAUGAAGUUGAUGAAUUUACAGAUUUAUUGUUGUCGUUGUUUGGUGUACUGGAAUUGACAGUAUCUAUCAUUACUGUACUUCGGUUGUCAGCAAUAAAAGAUUAAAAACUGUUAAUUUGACUGUUCUCCUUUUGCUGCUAGGUUGUCGACAAACUUCAAGCUCUGAACGAUGAAUUUGACGCCAUGACCAACAAAAAGAAGGAACUGGAACACAACAUCAUGGUCUGUGAACAAAAGCUUGAUCGAGCUGAAAAGCUGAUCGGAGGACUGGGUGGUGAGAAAGACCGCUGGACGGAAGCUGCUCGUGUUCUGGGAGAAAAAUAUGACAGGAUCACUGGUGACGUACUUUUGUCCUCAGGCGUGGUGGCUUAUUUGGGUCCUUUCACUGUGGACUUUAGGAAUGUAAGUUCACAUUUUUCCUUACUGAUCAUUCUAUACAUGCUCAUAUUGCCUCUUCCCUGCUAUUCAUUUUUUUUUAAAUUAAGACUGAGCACUUGAACUGAGGGAACUUUGGAUCAUCUUACGUUUUUGGGAAACUGCCCACCCACCCCUUCCCUAAGCCAACAUUUUGCCCUAAGUAAGAACUAAGUGUUAAUGUUGGUUUAGGGGAGGGGUAGGUGGACAGUUUCACAGAAACGUAAAAUGAUCCGGAACUUCUUUAGUAACUAAACCGCUUAAUUCAAGCCAGAAAAGACACCCGUCACAUGCGGACAACGCAACAAAGAAAUCAGAACUGGAAAAAUAUAGCGGUAGCCGGCACCAAGCGAGAGCAAACGCAUAGCGCGUUACAGUUGUGUUUGGUUGGCUGGCUUUAACGUAGAUCAGUCACGGCUCAGUAGAAAAUAAACUUUGCAAUUUAUACAUUCGUGCUUGCUACAUGCAUUCAUAUAUUUUUUUGUCAUUUAUUUUCUGAUGUUGGGAACCGAAGAGUGAAUCCCGAUUUGUAUACUGCUCCAGUGAAAAGCGUGAUCGUUGAAACCAACGAAGUGACUUUCGUCCUUCAAUCACGACCGCUUUAAUGUGUGUUGUUGUUUCUCCUUUGUCAUAUAGGACUGUAUAUCAGGCUGGGUAGAACAGUGUAAUGUAAAGAAAAUUCCCUGCUCCGAAUCAUUCUCUCUGAACGCUACUCUUGGUAGCCCAGUCAAAAUCCGCGAAUGGAACAUUGCUGGUCUCCCCGUGGAUUCAUUCUCAGUCGACAACGGCAUUAUUGUGGAUAACGCGCGGCGAUGGCCACUGAUGAUUGAUCCUCAAGGUCAAGCCAACAAGUGGAUUAAGAACAUGGAGAAAGAAAACAAACUUUCGGUUAUCAAACUAUCUGACUCCAACUACAUCCGCACCCUGGAGAACAGUAUCACGGUAGGAGUGGCUUUCUUUCUUUCUUUCUUUCUUUUUUUUUCACUUUUCUUUUUGAGUUGUACGAAGUGAAAGUAGGGACUAUGAAAGGUUCGAAUCCAGGAGUCAUUUCACUAAGUAGGUUGAGUAUGAUCGUCCGGGUGAAGGUAGUCCUGAAUAGGACUGUUGUUGCUGACAGUGACUGACGUUUCGACAACCUGUGCGGUAGUCAUCUUCAGAGUCAAAGUGAGUUGUAUCACGUCAGUUGAAGGUAUUAAAACUCUAUUUAUUGACGUGAUUGGUCCAUUAAGUCGUUAUAGUAUUGGUCGUCUUUCAGUUAAACCGCUGUCAACAACAGUCCUCUUCAGGACUACGUUCACCCGGACGAUCAUACUCAACCUACUUACGACAGUAGGGACUGUUAUUCAGUGUUUUAACAGUCGAAAGGUCCUGUUAUAUUGACCACAAAAGCCACCUUAAAUACGAGGGUCCCCAACAGGGUUCCUCAAUCAUCGUCAUCCCGACCCAAGUUUUCGCUCAAUCCCGUAAUCCUGAGGGGUUUUUUCGCCAUCCCCGGUCCCGCAUCCUGUGCUUAACUUUCAAUCCCGAAUCCCGGCCUUCAAUGAGGCAAAACCCGCAUCCCGAGAAAUCUAUUGAGGACCCUUGAAAAACGUCUCUUAACAGUUGCGUUCUUUGUAAAUACAGUUUGGUACGCCUGUUCUGAUGGAAAAUGUUGGAGAGGAACUGGAUCCAAUUCUGGAGCCGCUUCUCUUGAAGCAGACCUUCAAACAAGGUGGCGUGGAGGUGUGUAGACAUUUUUUCUUAGUUCAGAAAUUCUUCUGAACGUUCUCUCUCCCGAAACAGAUGUAUGAACUCUCUGCUGAUCAUUUUGAUAACCUCUUGAUGAACUUAACACCCCGUUCGUGCUACGCCGAAUGCGAACGAAGCUCUGACUGUGUGGGCCCCAGCUCCCCGAGUGCGCGUCUUUCCCGACACAUUCUUUGGCAGGGGAAUUAAAAAUAAGAGUGCGUUGUGGGAAAUCCUGAUUUUUCGGAUUUCCCAUUUGAACACAAAAUCCCAAAACGGAGUUCGUGUUCGGAUCUCUUGAAUGGAAAUCCACGUCGCAGACGAAUAUUCUGCUUGGCAAAAUCCCUUUUUGGAUUCUGCUUUUUUGAGGAAAAUCCGGAUUUAGAUUUUAAAAUCGCACCGAUACAAAAUGCACCAUUAAAUUGGUCUUUUUACAUCUAUCGGAAAGUUGUUGAACCUCAGCAAACUCUAGCCGGCACCAAGCGACUUUUUUUGAUAUUCCAGUUCCUCUUGAGUAGUUGACGUUAACCCAGUUAUUAAAAGCAACAACUCUAACUUUGACGAUUCUUAGAUUCUUAGUCUCUGGUGAUCAAAGGAUAUCAAAUCCGCCAUUUGCUACUUCUUUUAGCUUCAUGACAGGUUCCUGUCCUUAUUUAUUUUGUGGUUCUGUCUUCCGUAGUAUCUCAAACUCGGAGAGAACAGCAUCGAAUAUUCACGUGACUUCCGGUUUUAUAUCACGACGCGCCUGCGUAAUCCUCACUACCUGCCUGAGAUCUCAGUUAAGGUGACCCUAGUGAAUUUUAUGAUCACCCCCCUGGGGCUGGAGGAUCAACUGCUUGGGAUUGUGGCUGCUAAAGAGAAACCUGAACUGGAGGAAAAGAAAAACCAACUUAUUCUGGAAAGUGCGGCCAAUAAAAAACAGGUUGGUUUUAGAAACGGCUAAUUUUUGUCUCGACGUUGCUUCCUGUUUUAUAUAUUUUUACUUAGUUCUGAGGUAUUUAUUUAUAUUUGCUUUUAGCUCAAAGAAAUUGAAGACAAGAUCCUAGAGGUGUUGUCAUCUUCCGAGGUAACUUACUACAGUUUAGUUCUUGACUCAAUUUUCUUUAAAUGGGAUAGAGAUGAAAGGGUAUCGACGGUAAACUGAAUUAGAACUCAACUGCGAUUUCAGUCGUGCUUAAUAUAUGCCAAAGAAAGUCGAUAGCACUCUGCUGAAGGCAUGCAUGAGUGCUAAGGUUAUCUUAAAGAACUUUUAAGUUCAAAAAGAGAGAGUGAAAAAAAUCCUGUGGUUUGAAUCGCUUGUGGUAGUGAAAUGUUUCCUUGACUCAUCCUUUUGGUGAUUGACUAUUUCAUCUUUUUCCGUAUUUUCCUGUAUUGUGCAACGUUUUCAAUCUUUUUAAUUCAUUUCUAAAUAGGGAAACAUUUUAGAGGAUGAAACUGCAAUCAAGAUCCUCUCAUCUUCAAAGGUUCUGUCGGAAGAAAUUUCCGCUAAACAGGUAAAUUAAAAAUUGUACAUAAUUCUUUCAAAACCUGACAGGGAAAAGCACUUCCUAGGCUGCGCGAGCUGUGACUGUGACAUCAUUCCUUCCGUGCUCGCGAAGUUCUAAUUUUAACAUUGUGACGUCAUAACUGUCAAACGUUUCGCGAUACUGCGGAGCGACUCAAGAGAUUAUCAAAGAAAAACUUCUGUAAUUCUCAUUAUUGCUUGUCAAACUUGACCGCGAAGCUGCCGAUAAGUACUUGUUUUUGAUACCACCAGGAAGUAUUUUUCGCGUUGCCUGACUUUGUCUCUGUUUUGUUUUCUUUUUCCACUGGUGUUUUCAUCGCUUUUGUGGCUACACGUGCAUUUUCGCUGCAUGCUAAAUACGCGAUCAUUGAUUUAGAAGCCCUUAUAUCGUGGUUAAUGACCGACACGCAAGUGACGUUAGUUCAAAUAUUGUUUUUCAGGAAAUCGCUACAGCAACGGAGAAGGAAAUUGACGAGACUCGAAAUGGAUACAAACCAGUAGCAACACACUCUUCCAUCUUGUUCUUUUGCAUCUCAGACCUCGCCAAUAUUGAACCCAUGUACCAAUACUCGCUCACAUGGUUUAUAAACCUAUACCUCCAGGUAAAAAAUAUUAUUCAGUCACUGGCCAAUAUUGAACUCUUGUACCAAUACUCAGUCACAUGGUUUAUACACCUAUACCUUUAGGUAAAACAUGUUAUUCAGUUACUGGCCAAUAUUGAACUGGUCUACCAUGGUUAGUCACUAGGUUACUCAAGCUCAGCUCUCUUAGCUCUAAGAAGGUGUAGACUCAAGUUCCAUCAAAAAUUCUGACUCAAAUAAAAUGCGCACUUAAGCUAAAAAAAAACUGAACGACGAAGAGAGAGUAAAAAAUCUGGAAAAUUACGGAACGAAGUUCAAACUUACGCGCGAGCACGUACUGGGCACCUAUUGACUAAAAGCUAAAUAUUCACGUUAAAUCACGCCCGUGGACAAAAACAUACUAGGGGAGAGUGGUUGAGGUAAAAGGUAAAGUUCAAAGAUUCAAAAGUUGGGCUUAUCCUCGGUUUCAGAACCUUUUAAACUCACGGGUGAUGUAAAACAAAGUAAUCAAAGAAGUCAACACAAUAGAACGUAGAAAAACACAUGGAGAGAAAGAAAAAAGGUCACAGGUUCUUACACCGAGGUAAACUCAAAAGUUGAAGAUGUUAAUUCAGAAAGUUCAAACACCAUGUGCAAUGCUCCUUCUAAACAUUAUUCGUAUCUUAUUACGUUGUUUUUGUUUAUUGUAGUCGAUCAGUAACAGCCGACCGUCUUCAGACCUGGAAGAAAGGAUAGAAAGUCUAAACGAGCAUUUCACCCACAGUAUCUACUCCAACGUGUGCCGCUCGCUGUUUGAGAAAGACAAGCUGCUCUUCUCCAUAACUCUAACCAUUGGAAUCAUGAAGGGAAAGUAAGAAUCUAGAAAAAAUAAUAAUAAUAAUAGUGGGUAGAGUGAGCCAAAUACACGAGCACGAGUGAAAAUUCACCCUCGAGGAAGAUGAGAACAUAAGGGAAGACUGUCCAACACCAUAAACCAUUCGACUACUGCCUUCCAUUAUCUCUUGAAAUCACUUGUUCCGGAAUACGUGCGUCAGCUGCAACGCGCUCAGCUUUUGGUUGGUUGACUCUGCUUUCAAGGAAAAGUGAGCGAAUUGGGAGCUCAGAAUAUAGUUGUCUUUGACUGCAUUCGUUUUUUAGCAUUUUGCAUGAUUGGUUAGUCAGUUUAGAUAACGUUCGUUGUUAUGAUAUCUGACAAGUCGCGAUCAUUGUUGAAUUUCGCAGUUUUUAACCUAUUCAUUUACCCUUUAACGUACAAACUUUAAUUGACAGCCAUGUUUAAUAAAAUGGAGAUUUCUUUGAUUCCCAGGGGUAAAGUAGAUGAUCGAGUUUGGAGGUUCCUUUUAACUGGCGGAGUAGCUCUGGAUAAUCCGUUUCCGAAUCCAUGUUCGGAGUGGUUGACCGAAAAAUCCUGGUCGGAGAUCGUGAGAGCGUCUGACUUACCCAACUUAAAAGGACUGAAGGACAGUAAGUGUAGUCUUAUAUCCAAUUCUGUGGAAAAGAUAACUUUUUUUGGAUUGUUCUUACGAUUUUCUGUUGUUAUGGCCUCUAGAUGUCUGUAACAAUAGCACGUAUGUCAGCGAUGUGUCGGCAACAAAAAAAGCGACAGAGUCAUUGCACAAACGACCCUUUAAGUUUUCCAAAAGUUUUUUUGCCAUAGCGGGGGAAUAAAGGAAAAAAAAUAGAUUCCCGUUAUUUACCCUCGGCAGUAUUUGUAGCAAUAAUUCCAGUGGGGCCUAACAAAUUCCUGAAACAAAUAAUUUAAAUCAAAUGGGGUUGGUGGAGGAUUUGAACUCGGGACUACCGUGAACAAAUCCAGCUAGCGGUCAGAGAGGGACUUGAACUAGGGGCCUCCGAAUUGCAAGUCCGGCCCUCUAACCACGCAGCCACGCUGUCUCCUUCAAUCUCCUUACCCUAUUCCGUAGGCCUUUUGCUCUGCUUUCCAUUUCGCACCGCUCCCCGCUAUAUAAACGCAUAGAAAAAGCUUAAAUCAGAGAUCCUAGAUUUGAAUCCGAAAGGAGAUCAUAUCUUUCUGAUUUGUCGCAUAGCACUCUUGACAUUGAUUUUUGUUGUUGUUUUAGUUUCCGUUAUAACAGAAGGAAUAAUUUCGAAUAAGCAAGUGAAUGAUUUCAUACUAUUUUGUUGUUAUCAGGUUUCCCAGAUCCAGGUUGGAAAGCGUUUUAUGACUCAGCUACACCUCAUGUAGAAAAGAUGCCAGAUCCUUGGGACGCUGUGUCGGGUCUCGAUCGGUAAGUAAACAGGCCAACUUUCCUUUUCUUUUCUGUGGCUUGAUUCUUAAGAGUAAGACGGUGUUUUCUCACAGCAUAGCCUUAAAUUUAGUGCCAGGUAGUCUUUUCCGCGGGAGAAACAUUUCAUGCCAAAAUAAAAACAUUCUUGUUCGUGGUGCUUUGAACGGUCGCAUUUCAGGGUUUAUAUACCUCGCACGGUCGCAACACCAAAAUUUUAGACAUUGCAUACUGAGUUAGCCAUUUGUCACACAGUCUCUAAAGAAUUCCAGCUUGUUUAAAGCCUGUCUGACCUGCUUAAGGGCCUAAGUUACUUUCAAGUAAGUCUAUUAUGGAUGUUUCUUUACGCUUCCCCGGCAGAGCUUGCUUGAAUUCACACUACACCACAUCACUUCACGACGCUCAAGUCAUCGCUUCGUUUUUAAAUUUUUCAUUUUUUGCAGGCUGGUGGUUCUUCGAUGCCUCAGACCUGACAAGGUCGUUCCUGCCGUUCAGGUUAUUAUCAGUUUAUUUAUUUACUCAGUUUAACUACACAGAUAAUCAAAAUAAUGCAUAUAAAAACAAAUAAAGAAAAACCUUAUAUAUAAAAGUGAUAUCUGCUAAAGAUCUAAUUCGCUUUACCCUCAUACAUGCUCUGAUAUUUGACCAUUUAAAAGCAAUUUUCUCUUUGAAGGCUUCUGGAAGUGUUUCAUUGUUGUUUUUUUUUUGUUUUCAUCUUAUUGGUGAUGGUACCAGUUGAAUAACAACUGAUAUAUUUAUUUGUGAAGUCUACUGGACAUUAUUGUACGGCACUAUACAUUUUUAUAAGUUAAUAAUCACUUGACCAAUAAUUUACAGGAUUUCAUCGUGGAAAACAUGGGUCGCUCGUACAUUGAACCGCCGACAUUCAAUUUACAAUUGAGUUAUAACGAUUCCCACUGCUGUGCACCGCUGAUAUUCGUGUUAUCACCUGGAGCUGAUCCCAUGGCUGGUCUGCUCAAGUUUGCUAGUGACAAAGGCUUUGGUGGAAACAGAAUUCAGACUAUUUCACUCGGCCAAGGACAGGUGAGUUGCACUGGUGUAUUUAAAAAACGCACUUAAUUUGAGUGCCAAUGUAUUUAGCAAGAAAGUGCUGAUCGAUGACAAAUUUUACGUCUUCGACUUGAGAUGGCACCGCCCUUUUACGUGGUCAUCCGAGCCACACCAAGUUCUAGCCGUUUGCAGGGCCGAGGAAGAACCUUCAUUUCUCAGUUAUUUUUAGGCCCUCACUAUUGAGCUUUGCAGUCAGGCGCUCUACCGUGUGAGCUAAUCCUGCCGCGGUUUUCAGUCGAGUGUCGUGAAUACAGACUCAGUCAUAUCUUUGACUAAUCACACCAAAGGCAGACAGUCCAGUUAAACAAUCAGAAUUCACAGCAAAUGCAAGGAGCCGGUGCCAAGCGCGGGAAAAACCUCCGAGCAAGUUACAGCUGGUAGAGUUUUGUUUUCUGAUUGGCUGAGAAACAGGGGCGAGCUUAUUUUAACCAAUAACAAUAUUCAAAACCAUAGACACGAAAUAACUUUAGGCACACUAAGAGCUGUAUCACGGCUGAAACGAGUUUCGUUUAUCUUGGAAUCUAACAAAGGAGUCGAAAGUACAAUUGUCGCUACACCUCUGUAACAAUAGAACUUGGUUUGGAGAGUUUGCCAACAGAACAGAGGAGGAACUUGAUUAUCUACAAAACGCCUAAUGGCACAUGUCUACACACACUUGAGCGGGGGAGGGAGGGGUGGGGCGGAGAGCUUUGUUUUUAUACAAAAGCGGUAAAGACGUUUAUUUGAUUUUUCUCUUUUGUCUCACAGGGCCCUAUAGCGACACGCAUGAUAGAACAGGCUUUAAAGAAAGGAACAUGGGUGGUACUUCAGAAUUGUCAUUUAGCAACCAGCUGGAUGUCAAAACUAGAAAAAAUCUGCGAAGAUGUACUUGUUCCGGAUAACACGCACAAGGAGUUUAGAUUGUGGCUGACCAGUUAUCCUUCACCGGACUUUCCUGUGUCCAUCCUGCAAAAUGGUAAGAGAAUAGUUUAAAGUUAAUCAUGUCGCAGGCAUAAGAGAACACAUGAGUCGCCGUGCGUCCAUGUCGGACUGGGCGCCCUAAUGGCUAGCCAGGCCAUAGGCCGUCUAUUAUAUUAUAAUUUUUUUAACUUUACUGUUGAUGCUUUUUAGGAGUAAAGAUGACCAACGAGCCUCCAAAAGGUCUUCGUUCAAACUUGUUACGCUCAUACCUCAAUGAUCCGAUUUCAGACAAGGAAUUCUUCACUGCUUGUAAUAAGGUCAGCAGUCAAGGUCUUGUUAAAUUCUUGUAGACUGAAAAUUCUCAAGAAUAGAAACUGGAUGAAUGCUUUGAAGAAAGACAAAUAUACCAGCUUGGGCAGCAAAAAAAAGUCGGCGUACGAAGCGAGCCGAGCGAGGGACUGGGAAAGGGUAAAGGGCGUCACCCGUCCUUCCCCAGACUUAAGCUCGGUUCGCUUCGCUCGCCGAGAGUUUUGGCUUUCGCAGAUUUUUUUUGCCGCCCUAUUUCCCUAUUUCCCUCACUGCGGAGCCUGGUCCCAGGUUAUAAGACCUAGAACCCAAACUGAAUACAGAAAAUCAAAAGGGGGUAAAGAUAGGCAAAACUAAGAAAAGUGAACGGAUGGUACUUUGAAAAGCGUGAAACACAACUGCCCUGCUUUUUUCAAUUCGUUCUUGGUCUGGUCUGUUAAACACGAGUUUUUCUCGCCUGUUCCAGCUAUUUAUGUAUAUCCCUCGUUAUGAUGCUCUUUGGACAUAAAAAUUUCUUUUCUUUUCCUCACUCUUCUCUUUAUUCCUCUUUAGCCGGCGCCUUGGGAGAAACUGUUGUUUGGACUGUGUUUCUUCCACGCCUUGGUUCAGGAAAGAAGAAAGUUUGGUCCCUUAGGGUGGAAUAUUCCUUACGAGUUUAACGAAUCGGAUCUAAGGAUCAGCAUGAGGCAAUUGCAGGUAUUUUGAGUCGUUUUCAUUGUAAAUAUUUUUCAGUUUCGUACCUUCUCUAAAACGUCACAAACAAAGACACAAAGGUGGUAAAGAAAAUUAGAAAAUAAACUGUCCUCAUAAAGAUUUCAAGCCUUUUCGAUCUGGAAUCGUCAACAAAGGUGUUUUUGUCUUAAAACUGUGGUUAGAUCUGAAGUGGUGAUCUUUAACUACCGCACUUUUUCUCCCAAAGCCAUUUAUUCCUUUACCUCUUUUACCUUUUUUACCUUUGACGUGUAAGUAAAGCAACCGAGAAAAAAAAGAUAUUAAGCAGAAGGUUGUUAGUUGAUAUGGUUACAACUGAGCACUAAAUCACAAGUUAACCCCUUAAGUCCCAAUAUCCACAUACAAACUCUCCAAACUGAUCUCCAUACAUUUCCUUAAAGAAUUAGUUGAGAGAAUUUGAUAAAAGAUCAAGGCAUUUUCUCUUUGGUGAUCAUUUUAUUAAUUCUCAUGACCUCUUGACAAUGUAUGGAUAUUGUUAGGAGAAAAUUGAUGUUGGUCAGUAUUGGGGUCAAUAUAAUGAUUUGUUUCUAGGGGAGCUCGCGUUAAAAGGUGGAUAGUACUAUCCACCGGAUAAAUCACCAUCCAGUGGAUAUGUAUUAGGGAAACCAAUUGCGCUAUCCAGUGGAUAGUGGUUUAUCCGAUGGAUAGCGUUAUCCACCUUUUGAACAACUGAGGCCUGAAUUUUCUGAGAGAUUGAGGAGACAAGACGCUGAACUAUAUUCUGUUUACGUAGAUGUUUUUGAAUGACUACGACGAAGUUCCGUUGGACGCGCUUACGUAUUUGAUUGGUCAAUGUAACUAUGGUGGGCGCGUCACUGAUGACAAAGAUCGUCGAUUGUUGGUCUGCCUGUUGUCCAUCUUUGUGUGCGAAGACAUCAUAGGCAAGGAUGAUCACAAGUGAGUUAACUCCGUCAAUAACACGUUGCUGUUUUCACAUGGGCACCUCCCGCUUCUGGCGUCGUCCCACACACGAAAAAUGAUAAUUGACAAUAAUACUGAAUGAGGCUGAGUACGAUGGGAAGGAUUAUGCAGAUCGAGGAGAAUGUUAUCGGCAGAGGUAGAUAGCAGCUUCCGCGAUCAGCAUAAUUCUUAACAUCAUACGAAAACCUAAUUUAAAAAAUUGUUUUAUUAUUCUUUCAGAAGAUGUUUUUUCUUGCAGAUACUCCUCAAACCAUAGAUAACAUCCAUCGAGCGAUAUGUUUUGCGUAUUCUUGCAUUUUACGUUCAGUUUUAGUCAGAAGUUCCAUCUAUCAACCUUGAUUCCAAACCGAUAUACGAUAUACCAUCGAAUUGAUGGUACAUUACUCCGGGGGAAUUUGAGCCAGUCAAAAACUGCGAAAUAUUGUGAGUGAAUAGCAGUGUGGUAUAUACAUGAUGAGUGUGAUCAUAAUCUUCUGUGGUUCCUUUACUAAAGGUUCUCAGACAGUGGUACAUAUUACGCACCUGCCAAGGGAGAUUACGAGUCAUACGUGGACUACAUCCGGGAAUUGCCGCUCAUACCUCAUCCGGAAGUGUUUGGUCUUCAUGAGAAUGCCGACAUUACAAAGGACCAGAAGGAGACCCAAGAGGUGAGUGGCACCUGUUAAUCUUUUGUUGUAUAUGCGCGCGGAUAACGCUGAGCUGAUAAUCUUCUUCAUUUGCGUAAUGGUUUGAGUUUCAGUUGAAAGCUAUUUAAUUGAUAAUCUUAGCAGUUUGAAAGCAGUCUCAUUUUUUUGUAUUUGUUCCUCAGUUGUUUGACAGCAUCUUGUUAACCCUGCCUCGUCAAUCGGGUGGAGGUGGAAAAUCUUCAGCUGAAGUAAUCGAUGAACUAUCGGCCGACAUCCUAUCCAAGUUCCCUCCUCCGUUCGACAUUGAGAUGGUGAUGAACAAGUACCCUGUGGUCUACGAAGAGUCCAUGAACACCGUGCUUAGACAGGAGCUAAUCCGGUUUAACCGGCUCACUACUGUGGUACGAAGUACGCUACAGAACCUGCAGAAGGCCAUCAAAGUAAGUCUGACAAAUCUUGUGAGUGUCGUAAAACCAAACGUAAAGUGACUACUGGGCAAUCACAGUACACAUCAACAUUUAAAUAAACCAAUCAGAUCUCGAAACAAGUACAUGUAAUCAGCAAAAAGCGCGGGAAAAAAGACGCCUGUCAGCAAGCGGCCGUGAGUGAUAUGGUUUUUGCCUCUGACAGGACAAGAAAGAGGCGCGAGACUCAAUAGAAUGACGAAGGUAAAAGGUAGUUUUUGAAAAGUAACAUGGAAUAAGUCAAAGUUAUUUCUAAUAACUUUAAAGACUUCGCCUUAAAUUGUCUAAUUUCGUUUGAAUUAGUAGCAUUUGCCCUGACACUUUUGGAAUUUACAUCUGUUAAUGGAAUGUUCUCUUUUAUUCCAACCCUGAUCGAAGAGGCCGUGCCCUUUGUUUGUCGCCCGGGUCUAUUUCAGUUAGGUACAAUGCCUUAUUGUUAAACUUUUUCUAAACAAGAAGUGUCCAUCCAUACUAAACUAACUGCUUUGGUGAUUGCUUGCAGGGUCUCGUGGUAAUGUCAGGUGAUCUUGAAGAUGUGUUUAAUAACAUGCUUGUAGGCAAGGUGCCAGCUGUUUGGUCUGCAAAGUCCUAUCCGUCUCUCAAACCACUUGGUAGCUAUGUGGCUGACCUUUUAGAGAGGUAUGUUGAGUAGUUUUUUCCACUAUGUGUUUGCAAGGCAGGCUAAAUGCACUAUUGCUUAUUUCUUUAAGAAGAUAAUUUUUUGUCUAGCGCUUUAAGCCUUCAGAUUGGCCAACACUGAUAUUACUUCUCCUUCUAAAGUCAUUCCCUAAUCGUAUCAAAGGGUUCUCGCUACUUGAAUUGCCCAAACUAUUUUUUACUUGCGAAUCCUUCAUUUGGAGUUCAACCCAGUUCAAAAGUCACUCCACAGGGGUAAAAUUCACUAGGCAGUACUUUCCCGACGGACUGAAUACCGCUGAAUAUUUGUAACUUGUCAAGGUUGUAGUCCUCCCUAAUUAGCCGGUAAUUAUUCUUCUCCUAUUAGACUGACGUUUUUUCAAGACUGGAUUGACCAUGGAAAACCAAACGUGUUCUGGAUCUCGGGAUUUUACUUCACUCAGUCUUUCUUAACAGGUUGGUUAUUUUUAUUAACCCAGCUUUGAACGUGACAUCACGGCGGCCAUACUGGUGUACAAAACAAUGCAACGGCGGCCAUUUUGGUGCCGUAUCCUGUAAAAGCGUUCUUUUGUUCGGAGAAAUUUGCAUAGCGGCCACUGAUCACACGAGUGAAGAUGAUCUAUUUAACCAUGGGCUACUGAUUUGACUGAUAAAUUUGUCUAUUGGUAGGGGCGCGCCAGAACUUUGCACGGAAGUACACAAUUCCUAUUGAUCACGUGGGCUUCCAGUUUGAAAUGAUGAAAAGUGAGAAAGAAAUGGACUCCCGGCCUGAAGAUGGCGUGUAUGUUAACGUAAGUUCUGAAGACACCUCUAUAUAAACUGGUAGCAAUCAUAGAUUAUGGCAUGCGUUCGUCUGGCUGAUUUUCAUAAGCGAAAGUCUCAGUAAAGUUAACAAAUUUGGUUGUCUUUUGCGCUAGCUAACAAGGGUGGCCAAGUUCGCGUUGUUCAUAACAUCCAGACGCAAUGCAUAUUUCUCUAAAUUUUGAUGCACCGUAUCUAAGAAAUUUCCGAAGAAUGUAAAAGAGCCUUUCACUACAACCACACCAGCAAAGUCGUGUGUGAAUGUUGAGAAGGUGAUUGGGACGUAGUAGGGGAAGAUAAACGAGCAACGAAAGAUCCUUCAAACAUUUCGGCUUUUAUUCACAGGAAGUUACCUCACUAGUAUUCCUUCUCGUCCCCCGAACGCAAUUGCAGAGGCUCGAACCGUAGCGCUAGACAACAAAAGCAGAGAGUUCUCUUGCAUGCAGUCACUACCUCUAGUAUCUUUUGCCUAGCUCGUAUCAGCCCCUUGCAAAUGAUAUUCAAAAAACCUUGUUGUUUCAAUGUACACAAGAGAACGUAAAGCCUUUUAUGUUCUCCUGAUAAACAAUUAUGGAAAGGCUUGGCACAAUGAAAUCAGUCUGCUCCUUAAUGAAUUCCGGUAUAACUAAUGACGUUCUUUACCGAAGUAAGGUAAAAGUAAAAUGCUAGGAGCAGGACUUAAAGAUAUAAAGAAUCCCCGUUAUAAUGAAGGAGUUUUUCCGGUCCCUUGGGAAAGUGAUAUCGGGGUGCCACCGUACGCAGGCUUACCAGUCUCAGGUAGGCAAUACCCCAAAAUCUCGUCCUCAAUCAAUUAUAUGUUUUUUGUUUAUUACAGGGUUUGUUUUUAGAAGGAGCUCGCUGGGACAGAGAGCAGAUGGUGGUGUCUGAAUCUCUUCCCAAGAGUCUUUUUGAUACUCUGCCUGUGGUAUCCUUUGAUAUAAAAUAGCUGAGCUAUCAUCAGUUAAAACUUAAAUAACAUUUUUAUAUUCGUUGAGACCGAAAUAAGAGAAGUACUGACCGAUCUUGUAACUACCUGAAUGAACGAGUGGUUGACUGCAUUGCUUUGUUCUUGACAACUGGUUGCUAAAUCUAGUAGUCUGCUACACAGCCGUUUUUAGUGUCGUCACGGACACUAAAAACGGCUGUGUAGCAGACCAUAAAUCUAGGGGUGCUUACCAUUUACAUAGGAGAACCGGAAUUCCGGUUGGAAAAUCAAAUGGUUCGCGUUAUUCCGUUUGGGAAGCUUCAGAAAAUACCGUAAAAUUCCGAAAAUAAGCCCCUCCAUGUAUAAGCCCCCCAAACUCGUAAUUCAAAAAAUCCUCCGUUAAAUUGCCCCUCCAAAUAUAAGCCCCCCAGGGGCUUGUAUUUGGAAAUUGCCGUCAAACACAGCAAAAACGGUUAAUUUCCUUCCAACCACAAGGCUAGCCCAAUCGAUUUUGACACGCAAAUUUCUCUCAAUAGAUAAGCCCCUCCGAAUAUAAACCCCUCCAAAAAUAAGCCCCUCAAAAAGGGCCUUUGAAAAAUAUAAGCCCCGGGGCUUAUUUUUGGAAUUUUACGGUAUGUGCUGCUAUUUGAAGCGAUGCAAUUUUUCCACUCUUUUAAGCCUGUUCAGCUGAUUUGGAUAUAUUUUAUAGCGGGUUGUUCUCCCACCACGACAAACUCGUCAUAUGUAUGUUUACUAAAUUCCCACUAUCAUUCUUUCAUUUAUGUGUUUUGUUGCUAUUCCUUAACCAGUCUGUCUUACAGAUGUGGAUUAUUCCUGGUGAAAAGUCCACUUUUACACCAAAACCUACGUAUGCCAGUCCAGUGUACAAGACAAGCGCGCGCCGAGGGACUUUAUCGACAACUGGGCACUCCACUAACUUUGUUAUGUAUGUUGACUUGCCAUCUAAUAAACCCGAGAGGCACUGGGUCAAUAGGGGCGUAGCCCUGCUGUGUCAGUUAGAUGACUAGCUUUACGCUGAAUCCUCUUUCCAUUCCUUUGAAGCGGGUACUUUGCACGGCUUUAUUCGUAAUGUCGUGAUGUAUCUCAAGAAGUAACUGUGUUUGUAUCUUUAAAAGAUGUCAUUACGUUGUUUUACUUAAGAUUGACACCUGUUACGAGUAUUCAUACGUAGUUUUCUCGUGUUAGAGUUUCUUAAAACUACCUCAUACCUGUCUCCUUCAGCUAAAAAUUGUCUCAGAAUUUUUGCCACAAGUUAAAAGAUGUAUCGUAUUUAUUUUGGGGAACAGGCUGUUGCAGAGCAACAGAUUGAGUAUCCUGAACGUGUACAUAUCUGGAAGAUAAAUUACAGUGUGAAAUUAAAUUUAAAGAGUGUUAACUAGUUAAACUAUGUGACUAUUUUUAUAUUCAAACGAUGUGUG